Molecule: messenger RNA, 45311 nt
Organism: Podarcis lilfordi (Lilford's wall lizard)
Lineage: Eukaryota; Metazoa; Chordata; Lepidosauria; Squamata; Lacertidae
Source: the annotation of a GenBank genome assembly
CGCCGCUCCUCGCCAUCUCUAUGGUUCCACCUCUACGCUCCACCGUCCUCCUUUCCCGGCCUACGGUUUCUUGCAACAGCCCUUCUUCUCCCUUCCCAUCCCCAUCUCUAUGACCCGGAAGCGCCGUGCGGGAUAGGCACUCUGGCUCGCACCGCCUCUGUAGCCUAGCGCGCCGCCGGCCUAGGCCGCCGAGGGCUGACGUUGGACAACAAAGAUGGCGGCGGCGGGGGGCAGCAGCAACUACUGGGAGGGUGAGUAGGGCGGGACGGGGGGAGGGGGGGCAGCAGGGGAAGAAGAGUGAGGGGUGGGAGAGGGGGCGGGGGAGCUCAGCCGGGAGGGGGAGGGAGGCGCCGGGUGAGGGGCAGCAAAAUGGAGAGGGGGCCAUUGGGGUUGUCAAGGGAGGGGAGGCGGCGAUUUGGUCCUGGAAGGCCUCAUAUUCUGCGACUGGGGAGGGCGAGAGCUCCCCCCAAGUGUCUAGGGGGGAGGGGGCCAAGCUCAAGAAGGGGAGGGGGCUGAGGCGGGGGAAGGGGGCGCUUUGGUUCUAUUGGGCCUCAUUUCCGGAGGAGGGCUGGGGAAAUGGAGUGGGGGGGCGUGGUGAGGUGUGGGGCCCAACACAGAGCAUCAAGGGCCUUGUUUCCAACCAGGGCCAGCAAAUGGGAGACCCACAAACAAGACAUAAUGGGUCUCUGUCUCUCUCUCUCUCUCUCUCUCUCUCUCACACACACACACACACACAUGAAAAGUGCUCAGUGGUACACUGCUCCUGUGUAAGGAGGUUCUGUUUGCUUGCCACAGCUAAGGGUUAACUGCUGGAAACUGCAGGAGGGGAGAAUUUCUGUGACGCUCGGGUCCUGCUUGGGGGCUUCGUCCGUUGGGUCAUCUGUUCAUUUCACUGAGUCUGCUCUGAAUAGGUUAUGGGGUGUUAGGGGAGGGGGUUGUAUCUCGGGUGGGGGACACGUCAUGCUCAUCCUGGGGUGGUUUGUCCAGCUUUGGUCCCCACCCUGCACUCGGCUCUCACCUGUGGCUCCGGGAAGCUGUCAGCACGCAACAGUGGUCGCACCCCAAGAAUGGCUUUGACUGACUGGCUAAACCAAGGGAGGGUAGCCGAUGGGUCUCUCAGAACCUUGGUGAGUUAGGGACUUCCAUUGCAUGCAAAGACAGGCCCAGCAGGUUGAUUGGAUGAUACCAAUAGUGAAUUCAACGGUCAGGAAGGCAGUUUCUGCACGUGCUGCAGAGGAAAGUGAGGGGCAGAUGGGGCUUUUCAACCUGGGAAGGUAGCCCAUGUAGGAGAAGGAAAACUCUAAUCCUAAGCCUCCGCUGCCUUGUGGGAUAUAUUUGGGAGAAGAAAAGGCUCACGACUAAACCCUACACAAAUCUGGAGUCCUUGAGACAGUUGGAUGGCGCUUUGUAUGCCUCCUUCUGGCAACUUCAGCAGCCAAGCUGGUGCCAAACAUCUUGCUCUGCUUUCCUUUGGACCACAUCAGCAAGGCUGAGAGGGGAUAUUGUUGUCUGGGCAACCCAGCACCUCCAUACACACUGGACUUUGGGGAGGUCACUUCGAUGCAGCGGUCUUCACUUCACUCCAAGAUGGCACUCCAUUGUCUCUUGAGACAGACAAAUGCCAACAACAGCUCUGAAUAAAACUUAGUUGAAUUUAUUUGUGGCGUUUAUAUGGUACUUUCAUGAUACCUUUUGCUUGUUUGUUGCAGUUAUUUGCUUUCUUUUUGUUACAAAAAGUGACUUAAAGCGACUUAUAAAACAGUUCAAAACCAAAGCAAAAUAGAAACCUAAAAACCCAUUCAUAUGUAUAAGAGGUGGAUCUGGUGUAUCCCACCCCCUGAAUAGAGGCCACAAAUAUCUAAAAGCCUCCAAAUUAAGGGUCAAAGACCUUAGUAAAGAUAAAUGCAUUUGCCUGGUGCCUUAAUGUAGCUAGUGAUGGCACCAGUUGUCCUCCUUGGGGAAAGCAGGUAAGGUAAAGGACCCCUGACCAGUUAAACCCAGUCAUAUUCGACUACGUCGUGCAAUGCUCAUCUUCUUUCAGACUGAGGGAGCCGGCGUUUGUCUGCAGGCGUAGACAGCUUUUCCAGGUCAUGUUGCCAGCAUGGCUAAACCGCUUCUGGUGCACAGGACACCGUGAUGAGUGCCAGAAUGCAUGGAAAUGCUGUUUGUCCUCCCACUGCAGCGAUACCUAUUUAUCCACUUGCACUGGUAUGCUUUUGAGCAUUCCAUAAACAGGGAGGCAUCACUGAAAAGGCCCAAGCUCGUGUCCCUGCCCUGCACAGCGUCCUUGGAGGGGGGCACAUGGAGAGAGGCCUUGGAUGCUGAAUGCAGGGAUUGGGUUGGCUCAUGUGGGGGGUAGCAGUCCCUGAGGUAUUCAGGUUCUGAGACACACAGGGCUUUAUAGGUCGAAACCUGAAAGGUGCCUGCAGGGAGGCAAAUGGUUCAAAAGCAUUUACAUGCCCCUGGCACCCUACUUCUCGCUUUCUCCCACCUCCCAGUAAUUGGUGCUAAGAGGGACCCUGCCAUCUGAGUUGCACUGAUAGACACUAUCUUUUUAUGGCUUAGUGGAUUAGACUGAAGGUUAUCUGAAAUAUCUUGUUUUCCUGUGGAUUUUGAAGCCAGUUUUAUUUUAAACGUGGAGCUUUUAUGCACUGUUUUCCUUCAUGAGAGUACAUUUGUUUCCAGGAGGUUCAUAAGCAGGCACUCCUCUUUGGGGUUCUGCCCCUAGCAACUGCCACCCGAGGGAUAGCUCAGUGAGUAGAUCACAAGAUCCUUAAUCUCAGGGUUGUGGGUUCAAGCCCCAUGUUAGGCAAAGGUUGAACUAGACGAUCCUCGUUGUCCCUUCCAACGCUAUGAUUCUGUGACCCCAGUUUUUAUUUACUUAUUAUAAUGCUGCAUAGCCUGUUUUUCUCAAAAAUAAAAUAAAAAGGGCCAUAACUGCACGGCAGAAACCCUCAGUUUCAAUUCCCAGCAUCUCCACCUAGGUCUGGGAAUUGCCUCCUGCCUGAAACCGCAGAGAGCUAACUGUCAGUUAGUGUAGGCCGGGCUGAAGCUAGAGGGACCUAUGGUGUGACUCAGUGUACAGCAGCUUCCCAUGUUCAGCAUCUGGAGAGCAACAGGUUUCCCACCUCACUAGGGUGAUGCAGUGAGAGAGCCAGUGGGGUGUCACAGAGUACUCAAGAGUACAGGGUUCGAAUCGUCACUCGGUCAUGGAGUUCCCUAGGCGACCUUGGGCCGGUCAGUGCCUCUCAGCCUAACUGACCUCACAUGGUUGCUGUGGAAAUUAAAUGAGCAGCAGGAAAAUCAUUUAUGCUACCUUGAGCACCCUGGAAAAAAUAUGGGAUCUAAAUGCAAUCAUUUAAUCAGUAGUAGAAGCACACAUUUUCUGUUCUCUUCAGCCUGUACACUGUUAACAUUUCCAAAGCAGAAUGCUUUCCAUUUUGCUGAUCCAUGACAGAUCAUAUUAGAAACAUUGCAUCUCAUUACACUGUUGAAAUUCAUAUCCAUUUUCGGAAACAGAGCUGAAUGAAGCCCCUUCCUUUUUGCCCUUGAGGGCUUAGGAGAGCAGCAAAGGGUGUGUGUAGGUCUGUAGGGGUGUGGAUGUGUGUGUAGGGGUGUGUGGGGGCAGGAAAGGCUCACUCCCCCCCUUUCUCCUGUUGGUGCAGAUCUGAGGAAGCAAGCCCGGCAGCUGGAGAAUGAGCUGGACCUCAAGCUGGUCUCCUUCAGCAAGCUCUGCACCAGCUACAGCCACAGCAGCUCCCGAGAGGGAAGGCGCGACAGGUAUAGGUACUACUGUCCUACUUUUCUUUUGUUUUUGACAUUUUUACCAUUUCAAAAUAGUUUUUGUUUUAGACCUGUCUUUUCUCUAUUCUUUUUGAGCUUCACUACUCAAGACUCCUGCCUUGUGGCUUACCUGACACAGUUUAGGGGUUGUGGUUGUGCCCCACCCACAAUUCCUAAUUGCUUUUACACUACCUAAUGAGGCUGCUUCUAGGGAGAGGCUUUGAGGGGCCAGGCAAAGAGGGACGUUCUGCUUCCGGGUUCUUCCCACUGCUUCUCCUAGCUGCUGCUGGCCUGUCCUGAAACCAUAGCAUCUGGGGUAGCUCAUCAGAGCUGUACUUUCCAGAAUAGAUGUCAGGAGCCAGAGUCAAGAGCAAUAAAACACCUGGUGUCAGUGAAGCUGACUCUUUAUUCAAAGAAACCAAAACGGUGCAGGCCUAGUGGUCCCAGCAACUCUUCCCAGUAGGUCUUACCCCACUGCUCCCUAAGACUCCUUCCCCUGCAACCUAAAGCUCCUUCGUCUUGUCUCUCUUUGCUGUGCUCUCUUAAUUCCCCUGUGUGUUCUGGAAGACCAGCAGGGAGGGGAACUGGUCACAGCAGUAGGGAGAGACUCCCUGGCUGCUUCAACAGCCCUCCUCCACUCCUCUCCAGCUUCCCCUUCUGCCUCUGAUUCUGCACUCUUCUGCCCCAGCCUCUUCCUGCUCAUUAAACCCUGUUACCUAUUCAGCUUCUGUCACCUCCUCCUCCCAUUCUGCUCCUUCUCCCUCUGACCACUCACUGUCCUCCCACCACCAACCCCAGGGCUCUGAGCCUUGUUCCUUUGAGGGUUCCCCGGCUGGUGCCUCCCAGCACUACUCUGCAUCCAGUCAGUCCAUGAUAGCAGGAAGCCACAGUUCAGCAUCGUGGCAGUUUAAAGGAACAAGCUGAAGAGCCUGGCAACAGCGCUUUUCCUCCUGUGCCUUUAAGGCCCAGGAGAGCACAUGUGCAACUGUUUUUCCUCCCUCUCUGCAGGUGAGAACCACAGAGGCUGGCAUCAGCACCUGGGAUUCUUGGGCAUUUGCCUGUGUCCCAUUGGUUUCCCCAGCGUUAACAGGGCCUUCUGGGUUGCAGGGUCGCCCGUGACAUUUUGUGACAAUUAGGUGCACCUUUUUACUCUGCCAUAAUAUUUACAGAGGGGUGUCUGUCUGUCUUUCUCAUCACUCAGCUCCGACACAACCCCUCUUCUGAAUGGAUCAAGCCAAGACCGAAUGUUCGAAACGAUGGCUGUGGAAAUCGAGCAGCUCUUGGGGAAGGUGAGUGGGAUUUCAGCCAGUUAAAUUCCCAGGCCUCUGUUGUGACCUUCAAGGUUUUUGACACAAGUUGCUGCUGGAGCAGCUUAAAAAACAAUGGUGCAGAAAGUGGUGGCUCUGUUUCCUUAAAGUGUGUUUUCUCCCAUGAGCAAAAAAGUCAUCUCCUGCCUGGAAUGGUUGCCUUUUCUGCUUCAAUUCCCUUAUCCACCCCCCUUUUUUCUAAGUUGUACUCUACUGCUGUGAUGCAGACAUUAGGGAAUUUCUUAACUGCUAAGAAAUUAGUGAUAAAAUUAGGACUGAAGUCAGAUGCAGAUUGAUGGUCCAGGGGCCCAGCCAGUUCUCUCCUCAUUCCAUGAGCAUCUUCUGGAAUGACCUGAUUAUAUAUAAGUAUUUAUCUACAGCUAGGUGACUGUAAAUCAUCAGAAAUCCCAGAAGCCUAAUUUCAUUGGCGGUAAGAAAAGUCCCUUUUAAAGUUGUUGUUGCUGCUGUUAAACAGUCAGGAGCCAGAAACCCUUGCCAACCUAUUGCAAGUCACACAUGUUAUAUAUUUUCCUUUAUAUACCAUCUUGGAGAGCAAUACUUGGGACAAUUUUAGGUAUUUUAUGUUAGUUUUAUGCCUUUUAUUCAUUUAGGUUUUACAUAAGACACAAAACAAAGAAAAUCACUGUUAGUGAAUGAUAAUAAAAUUAUCUCAUUGUUAAUAACAGGAACCCUCAAUGCGUAUCAAAUUGCAGUUUUACAUAAUUUAAUUUAGAUUUCUGCAAACUCAUUUUAUUUCAUCUCCUUUUCAUUUAAUCUUUGUUAAGAGAGGAAGCUUCCUCUCCCUUUUUAAAGAGGCAUGUUGUGAUCUGCCAGGGUAAUGUAGCAUUUUAAGGGUUUUUUAUGUUGUAUUGUAUCUGAGUAAACGUCCCUUGACGGUGUCUUGUGUUAGUUUCGUACUGUUAAACGUUUUUUUGGUUUGGGAUAGUCUGGUGAAGGCAAACAAACGAAGGAAUCUACUACUACUGCACAUCCAUCUAGAGAUGUUCCAGUAGAUCCCAACAUGCCUUCCACCCACCCCAGUUUAAACCACCCAGAGGGUCUUGGAAUGGCCUCUUUUCCUCCACCAGAACUGUCUGGUUGCUUUUCAGUCAUGGGUUUUGCUUUUAACAAGCUCAAUCCAAAAGGGGAGGCCUGAAAAAUGCCAGCGUAUUUCACCCACACAAGAGUUUGCAGUGCAAGGCUGGGUAACAAUACCUUUUUUAAAUUCUAAACACUGAUCACUUUGUCUGAUUUCACACUGUCAUUUUUGAAGCACUUUGACAUUGUUGUUGCUUAUUUUACCGCUGAUAGUUUCUUACCAUAGCCCUCAGAUAUGUAUUCUAAAGAGUAGUAUAGAAAUCCUCAAAAGACGGUGGUCUGAGUUGUUUGUGCACAAAUUGCAUCAAACUGUACCGACUCCACCAUUGGAGCGGUAUAUCUCUGUAUGCCUCCCAGUUCCUGGGAACUGCAGAUGGGGAUAAUGGUGCUGUUGUGCCCAGGUCUUACUUUGGGCUUCUCACUGGGGCAUCUGGUUGGCCACUGCAAGGAGAGGGUGCUGGAUUGGCCUGAUUCAUCAAGGCUCUUAUAAUGUUCUGAAGUCCCAGAACAGCAUUGGGCCAUAACAGUGAUUAUGGAACUGUUGAGCAUUUGUUUUGGAAAGCCUGUAUGUUUGUUUCAGAAUGCCUCCUACCAGGAUUUCUGCCAGCUUUUCUCUUCGUUAAAACAGCUGCUAUGUGCUCCAAAAAGCAGUGGUUUCCCUUUCCCUUUCCAAAUGCAUGUUCUUAACUUUCCUGUGAAGAACCUGUGUCCUGUCCAACCUGUGUGCUCCCUUUUCCCCCUCUCAUAGCUCACGGGGAUAAAUGACAAAAUGGCCGAGUACACCAACAGCGCCGGAGUCCCAUCCCUCAACGCGGCUCUGAUGCACACCUUGCAGCGGCACAGAGACAUCUUGCAGGUAGGAAGAAGCUCUGGGGGUGACGCUCUGGUGUUUGCCAGACUCGGUGGCUCUUUCAGCCUGCUUAGGGAAGUUUUUAGUGACUGGUGUUUUAAUGUAUUUUUAAUCUUUUGCUGGAAGCCGCCCAGAGUGGCUGGGGAAAUCCAGCCAGAUGGGCGGGGUAGAAAUAAAUUAUUAUAGUGCAGGGGGAACUAUAGUUCCCAGAAUUCUUGGACGGGAGAGGAAUGUUCUUUAAAGGUAGAGCGUUACAGCUGAACCAGGAAUCUUGUUCUGUUUCACUUCGAACAAACCUUGACCUUUCAACCAACACCAAACAUUGACUAUGGAUUUGCUUUGCAUUCAUCAGUUAGUUUUAUCAUUUAUACGUGCUCUUUCCCUGUAAGGUAGGGUGUUACAACUGCAGAAGUAAAUACACAGCAGUCAAGUAUUUUUAAAAAACAUGUUUUGUAAAGCCUGCAGGUUGUAUCCAGUGAGGUGGUAAGUUAAAGAACGCACAAGCUGGAAACCUUGCUGUGAAGUAAGUUGCACAAUCUAUCGUGCAAUGAGUUUCUGCUGGCAGAACUGUUUCAUUGCCUUCCUCCAUUGCACAACGUUAAAACUCAUCUGUCCUCUAUCACAAGAGCCUUUGCACUAGCGGACAGAGAACGUUGGAUACAGUCCUGUAUGUCUUAAGAGUAGCCAGUGGUCAGGGAUGAUGAUCAGUUCCCUGUUUCUUAUACAUGGAGAGGCAGUCUCUCGGAUAAGUGGGUCCCAAGCCUCAUAGGGCUUUUAUACAUCAAAACCAAGACCUUGAAUUGGGUAGCUAAUUGGCUUCGGGUGCAAAUGCUUCAGAAGCAGUGUUUCCAUGGUCCCUAGGUGAGAAGCCUAAUGGAAUUCUCACAGCUGCAUCUUGCAUUAGCUGCAGCUUCCAAGCUGUCUUCAAGGGCAGCAUAGGCUGCCUUGCAGGAGUCCAGGUGGGACAUUAUUGGAGCAUGAAGUGCAGUGGGCAAGCUGGACCUGUCUGGGAACAAACCAGCAGCAGCCAGAAAUAGGUGCUCCAUGCCCUAGAGAACGCUUGGACAUUCACCAACACCAUGGGGACUAGGCACACCUCAAGACUAUAGAGCUGGUCUUCCAGAGCGAGUGUCUCUCCUUGUAUAGUUUUGCUUGUUCUUUGAGCUAGUUGGGAGGAGCGAAUUGGUCAAGAUUGGUGCAUUCGCAGUACACAGUUAGCUACUGUUUACUGUUGUGUGUGAACAAGGCCACCGUGUCAUGUAUGAAGUUCCGAACAUCUGCUAGAAAAUAAAUGUGACUCUGAUCCUGUUCUUAAAUGGGUUGCAGCCGCAACUGUUAGGCUAGAGUAGGCAUCUACUCUAGAGUCCUUGGUAGACCUGUUUCUGUGUGAGCCUUAGUUUUACACUUGGUACAUACAUACUAUAGGACAGUCGUCCCCAAGCUGGCACCCUUCAGGUGCUAUUGGACUCCAGCCCUCUUCAUCCCUGAACACCGUUUGCAGGGCCUGCUGGGAGUUGUAGUUCAGAACAUGAGGAGGAGGUCAGUGGGUUGGGAAAGGCUCUUGGAAGAUUUGUAACGUUUUGAGCUUCAUCCUUAGAGGAAGAACCGCACUUCUCAAAGUCUAACAUGCUUGAAAUCUUUUGCUCUUGUUACAGGACUACACACACGAAUUCCACAAAACCAAAACCAACUUCCUGGCAGUGCGGGAAAGAGAGAAUCUCAUGGGUUCGGUGCGGAAGGAUAUUGAGUAAGUUAGCGCUCUCUGCAGUCGUUAGGGAGUGUGGCCUUCACCCGAGUUCCACCAGGGCAGAAAGGCAUUCUUGGUGACCCAGAGCCCAAGGGUAGAGAAUGCUUUUCAGCCUGAGGGCCACAUUGCCUUUUGGGCAGCCUCUUGAUGACCACAGGCCACUGGUGGACAGAGCCAAAGGAGAAAGCGAGUUGGGCAGUGAAGGUUUGUUUCUACACACACCCCUCUCCAAGUCAGAGAGAGGCAUGAUCAGAGUUCAAGAACACAGUCCCAGCCGGGCAAAAACACUUGAGGAGGAUGCAAAUCAGGGCCAGCGAGGGCAAGGCCUAGGGGGAGUCACAAGGGCCUGAUAGAGAAGCCUGGGGGGCCACUGGACUCCCAACUCCCAUCACAGCCAGCCAGCUUGGCCCAAUGAUCAAGGACAAUGGGAGUUGUAGUCUAGCAACAUCUGGGGUGGCAAGAUUGAAGAGGUCUGGUGUUAUGGAGUUAGCUUUCAAAGGCAAGGCAGAUCUCUGCUCUUUGUAAGAGACGCCAAAGAGGAGCAGGGGGAGAGACGCAGCAAAAUUUUCUGUUCCAAUAAAACCUAGGCUGACAGAGCAUGGAAAAGAUAGUUUGCCUCAUUCCCAGGAAAAAUAUGCCCUGGGAAUUUCUCUUUUGCUUCCCCAAAGCUGUGCAGGAUUUGCCAACAGGGAGAAUCGGAUCUUUGCUUCAUGCAAGGAGCCACUCCCUGCUCGUGUUUUCCCUCCCGCAAAUAUUUACUUUCCUGGAGGCCACUGCUGUUUUGAACUGAGCUCAGCCUGUGGCUUCCUUCUGUCUGCUAAGAACCGCAGAAUAGCCCCCCCCCCCCGAACAGCAAAAGAAGCACUAUGUUGCUGCGAUUGGCAACUGGCUUUUUCACAGGGGCUACAAUUUGAAUUGCCCAAAUGGUGGAAGGAGCAGCAAGGCUGACGCUGCCUGUUGAUUCACUCCCAGGAAACUUGGUGGCACAGCCAACAUUCUCUUCUGCUGGGGCUUGGGGCCUGCAGACACUGUUAGAAACUGAGAUAUCUAAAGAUAAAGGUAAAGGGACCCCUGACCAUUAGUUCCUGUCAUGAAUGUCUCUGGGGUUGCCGUGCUCAUCUCGCUUUACUGGCCGAGGGAGCCGGUGCACAGCUUCCGGAUCAUGUGGCCAGCAGGACUAAGCCACUUCUGGCGAACCAGAGCAGCGCACGGAAACGCUGUUUACCUUCCCACAGGAGUGGUACCUAUUUAUCUGCUUGCACUUUGACGUGCUUUCGAACUGCUAGGUUGGCAGGAGCAGGGACCAAGCAACGGGAGCUCACCCCAUCAUGGGGAUUUGAACUGGGCCAAAACAAACAAGAUGAACUUUAACAGGGAGAAAUGUAAAGUAUUGCACUUGGGCAAAAAAAAUGAGAGGCACAAAUACAAGAUGGGUGACACCUGGCUUGAGAGCAGUACAUGUGAAAAGGAUCUAGGAGUCUUGGUUGACCACAAACUUGACAUGAGCCAACAGUGUGACGCGGCAGCUGAAAAAGCCAAUGCAAUUCUGGACUGCAUCAAUAGGAGUAUAGCAUCUAGAUCAAGGGACGUAAUAGUGCCACUGUAUUCUGCUCUGGUCAGACCUCACCUGGAGUACUGUGUCCAGUUCUGGGCACCACAGUUCAAGAAGGACACUGACAAACUGGAACGUGUCCAGAGGAGGGCAACCAAAAUGGUCAAAGGCCUGGAAACGAUGCCUUAUGAGGAACGGCUAAGGGAGCUGGGCAUGUUUAGCCUGGAGAAGAGGAGGUUAAGGGAUGAUAGGAUAGCCAUGUUCAAAUAUAUAAAAGGAUGUCACAUAGAGGAGGGAGAAAGGUUGUUUUCUGCUGCUCCAGAGAAGCGGACACGGAGCAAUGGAUCCAAACUACAAGAAAGAAGAUUCCACCUAAACAUUAGGAAGAACUUCCUGACAGUAAGAGCUGUUCGACAGUGGAAUUUGCUGCCAAGGAGUGUGGUGGAGUCUCCUUCUUUGGAGGUCUUUAAACAGAGGCUUAACAACCAUAUGUCAGGAGUGCUCUGAUGGUGUUUCCUGCUUGGCAGGGGGUUGGACUCGAUGGCCCUUGUGGUCUCUUCCAACUCUGUGGUGCUAUGAACUGCCGACCUUCUGAUCGGCAAGUCCUAUGCUCUGUGGUUUAACCCACAUCACUACCCACGUCCCUGAGAUAUAUAAAGUAGGCACUAAGUGUCUCCUUGAACCAAGAUUACAGCCACCAAAACAGAAUGCCUACUUGCCAUUUUGUGGCGAGGCGGUUCUGAAGUCCUAUUUUUCAAAUGAUGGACUGACUGUGAUUGAUUACCACUUAAACUAGUUCAGACUAGUUCAGAUGACAACCUUGAGAUAGAUUAAGAGCUUUGAGAACUUAAAGAAGAGAAGUCCCUUGAUCCAGGGACAGUCCACAUUUAUACUGGCCUAUUCCAACCUCUUUUUCUUAAUGGUGACAUGGACCAUUCAUAACGUAGGAAUAUUCUUCUGUGAUCUGGGCAGUGGGGCGGGGUAAGUGAAGACAAGCUGCAACAAUUAACUAUAACAUGGUUCACUGCUCCUGCAAUCUCAUUUUGGGGGGACUUUCUACCUUUAUCUUCCAGGUCCUACAAAAGCGGGUGUGGCGUCAACAACAGAAGGACAGAGCUUUUCUUAAAGGAACACGAGCACCUUCGGAAGUAAGUCUGUGCCUUGUAUCGGAUUAUUCCUCAAAGAGAACCACUUGCCAGAGAGAUACCUCCUCUCAUAAUCCACUGUUUCCUACAUCCAGGGGACGUUUCCAGCGGCGGUGGCCGUGUUAGACUCUUGCAGCCAGAAAAGCCAAGGAGCCUUGUGCCACCUUAAAGCAGUGGUGGGCACUGCCCAUUGGGCCUGGUUAGGCAAAAAGCAGGGAGCCCAACAGCAGGUGGCGCCAGAGCCAAUGACAGCCAGAGAAAACUAAUUCUGUACCUGUCCUCCAUCCUGCUGAUUUCUACGAGGGACAACACUGAGACUAAAGAGGAGGAGGAAGAUGGCAGGCAGGGCAACCUCCUGGAUUGGUUAUGAGUAGAAAGGCAGGCAGGUGAGGGGCUGGCUGAGAGCAGGCGCUGGUUGGUGGGGCACAGUCUCAUUCAUCCAAAUGGACAAUGUGACCCUGCUGGCUGGGGUUGAUGGGAGCUAUAGUACAAAACAGCUUGAGGGCCACCGGUUGGCAAAGGCACCCUUGCUCAAAUGUCAUUUUUUUACAGCGGUACUUAGCAAUGUACAGCUCAGUUGCCUACACAGACUUCCCUUACAUUAUUUAGAGUGUUAGGGGGAAAAGCAAAUCAGUGAAAACGCUUUUUAAAAAAACAACGUACUGAUUUCACUGUGCCUUUGAAGAGCUGCACACACAAAUAAUGUGCUUCCCAGGGAUAAUGAUAUUAUUAUUAUUAUUAUUGUUAUUAUUAUUAUUUCACUUUUAGAUUUUAGGCAUGUUUCUGUCCCUUCCCGUUGCACAGCUUCACUUCCAGUGUGCGCCUUCCUUAGGCUUCUGAUUAAUUUUAUGAAACUGCAUUCCUAAAAAAAAUCUGCAGGGAAAUGUGAUAGCAGCAGGAUGCUUUCUGCAAAAGCCAUAGCAGCAUGUGGGCUCCAGGGGGCGCUCUUCCCCUCGAGAAGAGCCGUUCUCCAAUAUCUGCUCCUGGUGAAGGCAGUUUUGUUAUUUUCUGUAAUCAAAGGUGCAUGAAAACCUCUUACAGGAAAUGGCUUUUAAAAUUUUUGCUUGGUUGUGAUAGGCCAAGGAAUCUGAUAAACCGUGUCUGUGCAUCCCUCAAUUUCCCCAUGGGGCUCUCACUGGCAUUUGCAAAGUUUGGAAGGGCUGAGGGAGGGGCAUCCAUUGAUUUUCACUUGCUGGAUGUCUAUUGCGAACGGAUAAUGGGCAAAUGUUAUUAGUUAGGAGUGUCCUGAAGCUUUGAGCACCUUCUGGCUUUGAAACGUCGGUGGAGGAAGGGAGCGUGCAGUGUGGUGUAGUGGGUGGAGCAGGAAUAGGGGACCUGCGGGCUAUUUGGUGGCUGGUGUUCCUUGGGACUGGUGGGAUGUAGGGCAGCAGUAGGCUGAACAGUGGGAAGCAGCAUCGUCCUUGCGAUCAGUACUUUGCAAAGUUAAAGCCAAUUCUGCCCUAAGAGAAACCAGAUUCUGUGACUUGCAUAAAUCAUUCUGCAUGCUCUGUUUCCUGGGGAGGAGAGCCAUGAGCUGCUUAAUAGGGCUCCGAGGCACCCCCACCCACCCCACACCCCAUAAUAGGAGUCCUACUCUGUUACCUCUCUGACUACUGAGAUUUCAGCAGAUAGGCCAUGUGCCUUAUAAGGACUAGAAACUUCAUAUUUAAAGGCCAAAGUUCUCAGCAAGCGAAAUUCUGCACCUGAUACUACAUUCUGCAGCCUGUGGAUUUUUACUUCCGUUGUUUUUGAGGAACUUCGGCACAAAUCCCAUUGUGACAAACAAGGAGCAACUCCCAUUUAUCAUGGUUUAUGACAAUUUCUGUGCCAGAUUGAUUCCUGGUGCAUUGUGGCCCCUCAUGCAUAAUUUGCAGGUAUCGCAAAUUUGCAGGUACAGCACCUGUCAGGCAAGUCCCCAAGGACCCAUUUAUCUUGAAUAGUCUUAAUAAGAAAGCGCAAGACUUUAAAUGUGUGUGUGUGUGUGUGUGUGUGUGUGUGUAGUUUGAUGGAUAUGCCACAAAUCUUGACGACUAAAAAAAGACAUCUAUUCAUCACAUCUUUUCUAAUAUGGUUUUUGACCGAAAGCUAAUUGAGUUGGCUGCUGAGGCUGAUAAAACACUUUCUCAAUCCAUCUCGUGGAAGACAACCUCCCUUUCCCUUUCCAGGUUGAUAGAGGACAGGUAGAUUCCCUUCCUCCCUUGGGUUUUAGGAAGUCAUCCAUCAGUUUCUGGCCAGAUGAGAGGAGCAGACCCUCCCCUCCGCUAGAAGUCUAAGAAUAUGAAAUGAUAAGAACUCUGCUGGAUCAGGCCAAAGGGGGGGGGGCAUCUUAGUCCAGUAUCCUGUUUUCACAGUGGCCAACCAGGUGUUGUCUAUUGUGUGAAACCCACAAGCAGGAUUCCAGCACAAGAGCCCUCUCCCCUCCUGCUGUUUCCAGCAACUGGUAUUUGUAAGCAUCGCUGUCUCCAAAUGUGGAGGCAGAGCGGGAGCCAUCCUGGCUGGCAGCCAUCAAAAGCCCUCACUGAGUUUGUCUAAUCCUCUUUGCAAGCCAUCCAAGUUAGUCUCCAUCACAGCCUCCUGCAGGAGCGAAUUCCAUAGGUUAACGAUGCCUUGUGUGAAGAAGAUGGACUUUCUUUUAUCUGUUCUGAGUCUUCCAACAUUCACACCCCAGUUUCAGCGUUAUGAGAAAAGGAGGAAACUCUUCUCUGUCCAGACUCUCUUUAACUUCUCAUGUGACCAGCUUGAAUACUUUCACUUGACCCGGGGAUCCAGGCACUGCCCUCUUUCCUCGCGGCCCAGCCCCACCUCCUUCCUCUGCUUAAUUGCCGCGGACGUUUGCGGCACUCUGGGUGGGUGGCUUGUCAGAAUCGAUGCAGCUCUGGCUCUGCUGCUACGGGACUGGAGGGCUUUUCUGGCCGGAAAGCCUUGCGCUCCUAAUGCAAUUUCCUUUUGAGAGUGGGGCUCUCUAGCCCGGAGCAGAGAGAGAGAGAGGCAGCAGCUGUAGUGCGGCAGCUUUAAUGGUGGGGAUUUGCAACCUUGCAUCAUCCCAAGAGUAUUUUGCCUGUAGCUCGGUGGGCAUUUUGCCUAUUUUAUUAUUAUCAUUUACAAAAAUGUAAUAUCCAAGGCUUUGAGGCUAGAGUGCUUGCAUUCUUUGAAACCAUAUAGAAGAUACCUUGUGGUUACUGAUUCCUCAGCUGUAGUUCCCCCUACCUACCCUGAUUGCCAGCUGGAUGGUACCCUUCCAAGGUCCGGCCUUCUUUCAUUUUCCCCAUGGGAUGUUUUCAGGCAGUGCAUUUUCCAUCCUGCUCCAUCUCACGGAAGGGCUAAGGGGCCCUUCAGCAGCGUUCGAUUUAGACAGGCCAGGUGGAGGAAUCGGAAAACCCCACCAACGCCUGUGCAAGCCUUGAUGUAUGUCGACGGAUUCUCUGCUCGGGAAUUAGCUCUGUUGUUUCAGCCUUUGCAAAGGAGACCGCAGCUGCUGGGCAGCUUCCACUCAGGAGCUUACCUUACCGGUAGCCACAGAUUAAUGGGCUCGUUUCCAAACACACAGGGUUGUUUUGCAACUGUUCUUGAAGCCCCUAAAUAUCCAUUUCCAUUUAUUAGACUGAUUCGUCGCUUGUCACCCAAAUGUCUCCGAGCAUCUUACAACAAAAGAAAGAUAUACAAUACAUAGUACCAUGGGGGGAAAGUUGGGGGGGAAUCAUGUAAUACAUUAAUAUUUCAUAUAACAUGACAUCUAUUUUUAAAAAAACAGUGAAAUAAUAAACAAAGCAAUACAGUCAUACCUCGGGAUAAAUAUGCUUCAGGAUAAGUAUUUUCGGGUUGCGCUCCGUGGCGACCCGGAAGUAACGGAGCACAUUACUUCCGGGUUUCGCCGCUCACGCAUGCGCAGAUGGUCAAAAUGACGUCAUGCGCAGAAGCGGCGAAACGUGACCCGCGCAUGUGCAGACACGCAGUCACGUCUUACGUUCUAAUCAGGAUGCGAACGGGGCUCCGGAACGGAUCCCAUUCGCAUCCUGAGGUACCACUGUACUCAGAUCCACUAAUUAACAAAUAAACAAAACCUCAACCUCCCCCUAGACCCAAAAUCAUUCACACUGAACCAGCAAUUUCCCCCCUUUAACCUCCCCACCCCACCCAGGAGUCUGGGGUCAAGGCCAGCUAUUAUAAAUCCGUGUCCUCCAGGGAUGGGUCCUGCAGGAGGGAGUAGUAGCAAAGCGGGAAGAUGGUAACCAAAGAUUUAGCUGCUGAUGGGGGUGCAGAUGUCAAGGGUGCAGAUGUUCCAAACCAGGGGUGGGUGGGUGGGAGCAGGGUCCUCAGGGGAUGUAUACAGGCAACUCCCGUUUUGCAUGCGCAACCACUGAGGCAAAUGCCAUUUUCGGCCCCAGAAGAAGGUUGGGCAGAUCAUCUGCUUUGCAUGCAGAAGGUCCCAGGUUCAAUCCCAGCAUGCCCAGGUAAGGCUAGGAGAGAGACUCCUGCUUUAAUCCCUGAAGAGCCGCUGCCGGUCAGUGUAGUCCUUGCUGAGCUAGAUGGGCCAACGGACCGACUUCGUUUCAGGCAGCUUCCAAUGUUCCUAUUUAAAUUCGCCUUUAGUUCAAACCCAUGAGGACUGGGGUCUUGCUCUGUGUUAUGGGAAGGAUCAAAUCUUAGUUGGCAGAGCAUCUGCUUUGCAUGCAGAAAGUCCCGGGUUCAGUCCCCAGGGGCAUCUCCAGUAGGGCUGGGGAAAAGGCUCCUGCCUGAAUCCCAGGAGAGCUGCUGCCGGUCAGUGUUGACAGUAUUGAGUAGAGGGACCAGUGGCUUGACAUGCUGCCUUGGGCUGGCGGGAGCCAUAGUCCAGAACAUCUGGACGGCACCCAGUAAAGUAAGGCCACGUUAGAGCCUUAAGCAUUACACCUGGCACUCCAGACUGCUCUCUGAAACAAAUGGGUCACCAGUGAAGGUGUUGUAAACCCCAGAAAUUGUGGAGUUGGAAGGGACCCCCGGGGGUCAUCCAGUCCAACCCCCUGCAGUGCAGGAAUCUAGCAGAGCAUCCCUGACAGAUGACCGUCCAACCCCUGUUUGGAAACCUCUGCUGAAGGAGAGUCCAUCCAUCCCCUUUUGAGGCAGCCCGUUCCGCAGUUGAGUUGGAAUCCGAAUGUUUGUUUGCAUUAGGGAUGCCCAGGCAGAGAUGCUCCUCUGCCCAUCCUGCGUAUGAGUAAUAAGUGAAGCAGCCUGCUGGGUUUCCUUGAUGACCAGCUCUGCAAAGCACCUCUCCCUUUCCCUGCCCCACUUUCCCCGGCUAAUACCCUUUUAGGCGAGCAGAGUAAAUAAUUCAUCCAUUUGUGUGGUUCUCCUUUCUCCCCCCACGGCCUUCCCUCCUGUAGCGGGCAAGGCUUUCCAUCAAAUGGAGGCACAGGGCUGGGUGAUGAAUGGACAGGCUUCAGCUGCUCAUCCUGCAAAGUGCUGGGCUAAGAGGAAAUGAGUUUGUCAGCUCAGCACUCACUUCUGUGUGUGUGUGUGUGUGUGUGUUUGGAGAGUGUAGCCCUGAGAGCUUCUGAAGCUUAAUGGCUGGGGGUGGGGGGAGGAGUAAUUUCCUAAAUCAGCACUGAAGGAAUUCAUUUGUAUGUGUAAAGUGUUUUGUUUUUUUCUGGGGGGCAGUAUAGAAUACCAAGGAUGGUUAAAGCCUGCCUUCUGUCCAUGAAGACCCUCUGAAGGGUGGAAGCUCUUGGUGUCAGGCCUUGCUAUGUGGCCUUCCCUGAAUUCCUGUAGUUCUGCUCACCCCACCUGGAAAAGAUUCAGAAAAGGGCAGCCCAAUAUGUUCAGGGGGGCAAGGAGCAACUCCCCUAUGAAAGAAGCCAACUUGGAUGGCUCUAAAAGAGGAUUGGACUUAUACAUGGAGGGUAAGGUAAAGGUAAAGGGACCCCUGACCAUUAGGUCCAGUCAUGACCAACUCUGAGGUUGCGCGCUCAUCUCGCUCUAUAUGCUGGGGGAGCCGGCGUUUGUUCGCAGACAGCUUCCGGGUCAUGUGGCCAGCAUGACUAAGCUGCUUCUGGCGAACCAGAACAUGGAGGGUAAAUAACAACUAUUAUUAUUAUUACUAUUAUUAUUACUAUUUAUUUUACUUUUUAUAUGCCACCCAUAAGACUGGGUUGCCUCAGCCACUGUGGGUGGCUCCCAGCAAAAUAUGAAAAGCACAGUAAAACAUCAAACAUUUAAAACAUUUUCAUAGCUAUCUGGCGGGCCGCUGUGGAAACAAAAUGUUGGACUAGACGGGCCAUUGGCCUGAUCUUCUUAUCUUUUUAUCUUGCAACAUUUGGGCAUUGGUGUCUCUUAGAGUAAAGGCGAGUCAAGGGAGGGCAUUCUACAAACAGGGAGCCACCACUGAAAAGGCCCUGUCACAGGUCAAUGGCCGUCAAGCAGAGCAUGGCUUAGAAGCAUGGCCCACCACUGGAAGCAGGCAGCUGGUCUGGGGAGGCUGGCCCAGUAAGGCAGCAGAGGCAAGCAGUGGGAUAACCUGGGACCUGGUUCUCCACAAGCAGCACAGGGGCCCCAUCAGGUCUGCAGGUCAUUGAGGGCUUAUUCCAGGGUUUAGCUUUCCUAGGCAGUGGCCAUGUGGAAUAUGCAUUGGUAUAGUGAGGGGUUUUUAGCCAUCCAUGCCCAUUGCGUACAGGAACCAGCAGGAAGCGACGUCUACUGAUUCUUCUCCUCUCCACCACUGUUGUGAAGGGUAGCAGACUGGUGAAAUAUGAGGAGAAAGUCCAGGGUGAGCCCCCUUGGUGGGGUGGGGGCCCCUGGCAGAUGCCCUGCCAUAUUGACCGGUGGGGCCACCCCCCACUCCCCGUCUCCCCCCUCAGAGUUCCCAUUUAUGGAAACAAUGGCUGUGAUGGAGGAGCACAGUUACAUAACGGAGCCAGGCAGGUCCUUGAACAGCUUAAUUAGGGUUUUUCUGCGUGCCUGUGAGUGCGUGCGCUCGAUGCUCCAAGGGGCAGAGGAGCUCUCCUGGGCUUCCUUAUUAUUACCAUUACUAUUGUUGUUGGUAUUUAUAAAUAACCAGCAUGAAAGGCAGAUGCGGUAGAGAGAGUGGGCUUGCUUGAGCAUCAUUAGUACAGAUAACAGCCGGUCUUUUAUGUCUGUACGUGCAUUUCUUUCAUCUGUUUUCCCUGGCAAGGGAUUUACCCAAUAUAUAUAUAUAUACAUGAAAAUCAGAGCACAAGAGCUAGCACAGCAGUUUUACAUAUAUAUAUAGAGAGAGAGCGCGCAUGCUCUCAUGCACGCACAGUAACUCGUGCAGCAGUUUUCUCUUUAUAUAUACUGGCAACUCCCCGUUUGCAUAUGGAUUGCGUUCCUGGUCAUUGCAAAUGUCAGCCCAUUCCGCCACCUUCCAAGUGGUGUGCAUGUCAGCUGUCACACAUUAAUUGGACACAUGCAGAAUGGUCUCUGCUUGUAUAUCAGAACACAAGAACUCGUGCAGCAGUUUUCUGUGUAUAUACUAGAACACAAGAACUCAUAGAACUGUUUUCUCCCCCCCCCCCCAUAUAUAUAUCAGAGCACAAUAACUUAAACAGCAAUUUUCAGCAAUUGAGACCUGAGGUUCCACCUUUAGCCCAAAAAGCAUUUUGGGGACCCACUUUUUUUGUUAAUUGUUUAUUUGUACAGUGAUUGUGCUGUGGCUUUGACCCACUGCAACCCAGUAGUUCUGGAGUUGAGAAAUCCCCCCCCCCAGCCCAAGGCCCACAUUCCUUCCCAAGCAACCUUCUGGGGGAAGCAGCGGGUGCAGAUUCUGUACCCCCUCCUCUCUCUAUUCUCCACCCAGGAGUCAUGACCAUAGUUCAAGGACACUUUUCCCAGCCAGGCAGAAGCAGUCAUGGGAGGAUGUGAAGCUGGGCCAGGGAGGGGUGUGGCCUUGAGAAAGGAGGCGUGGCUGGGAAGGAGGCGUGGUCUGGGGAGAUUCCCGAGGGCCACAUAAAGAGGCCCAGGCUUGAGGGUCCCUACUUGCGGAUUCUGACUAGUGCUGUCUGGGGCUGAUGGGAGUUGCAGUCCAAAACACCCAGAGAGCAUUAGGUCUGCAAAGGCUGGUACAAACUGAUCCUAUUAUAUUCUUCCCUGUUUGAUUCUUACGACUGCCAGUUCAUAAGGACGAAGAGCGCCUGGUCACCACGCUCUUUAACAUUUGCUCUAUUAGAUUUUCAUCGUAUUUUGUGUAUUCCAAGCCCCAAAUCAUGGGCAGAGCAAGGGUAAUAGAGGGUGGGUGCAGACUAAUCUGGUUAUGCCCUUGGCUUUCCUUUCGGUUGGCAGUUCGUGUCAGAGGAGGUGAGCUUCCAGCCAGUGGAGGGGAGAGAAAUGGCAGUGUUGCAAGACUUCCUUGGGGUGGCGUUCCAGGGCAAGCCUCCCUAAUGGCAAUAAGUAUUUAUUUGCUUGAUUGUAAACCCACAGCAAAUGCGCAUUGUUUAGACCAGGUGUGGCAGACCUCAGCCUUGCAGGGUGCACUUUGUUCAUUAGUUACUGGAACCCUGGCGUUAACAGAGUGAGGUGUGCAAGAUUGGAGCUCAGGAGGCAGCAUCUUCUACCAAGACAGACCAUUGUUCCAUCAAACUUAUUGUAACUUUGCCCACACUGGCUGGCAGUGACUCUCUAGGGUGUCAGUCAGAGAUUGCCCUCGACCCUUCUUCCUAAGUUUGAACCCAGGAUCUUCUUCAUGCAGAUCAGAUAUUCUGCCAAUGGACUCUAAAUUUUAUGAAAUACAUAAAUACAGUGGUACCUUGGGUUAAGAACUUAGUUCGUUCCGGAGAUCUGUUCUUAACCUGAAGCACCGCUUUAGCUAAUGGGGCCUCCUGCUGCUGCCACACCGCCAGAGCACGAUUUCUGUUCUCAUCCUGAAGCAAAGUUCUUAACCCAAGGUACUAUUUCUGGGUUAGCAGAGUCUGUAACCUGAAGCGUAUGUAACCCGAGGUACCACUGUAAAUGGAGUGUAGGGUUCAAAGGCACCUCCCAUGCACAGGAGUCUGGCUGCACUUUGCCAAAAAUUCCUUUAUCCUUAUGGCGCUUCUGCCUCCAACCCACCCACCAUCGGUCCUGCCAGCAGAGUCUGCAAAGGGCUCCAAUGGAGCCUGGCUCUAACUGGACGAGGAGUCUCGACAUGCCAGAGUGCAAUGUAGCUUUUAAGAGCUCCGAUAAAAGAAGCCCAGUUUGGCACUUCUAAAUCUCUUGCUCAGCUAGGAAGAUCGCUAAAUAAAGCUGCCGUCCUAUCCUACCUGUUCUCUCCCAGAUGGGCAAGGUGCUUCUCUUUCUCUCUUUCUCCCCCGUUUUCUCUCUCUCUCUCUGCAGAGUUUUGAAUCACCCUGGUGCUUUGCUAUUUUUGAUGCUCCGGUGGCUUGAACCAAAAUAUACUCUUCUAUAAAAAAUAAAUUAAGUGUAGGAAAGCAAGAAGGGCUGCUGUUGGAACUGCAGAACACACACAUUCUUCUCCAGCUGCUUCCCCAUUGAAUUUCUUUCUUGCUUUGUUUCUUGUAACUUGGAAAGGAUGCAAUAAGGCGAAUGUUCCUUGAAGCUUUGGCAGGAUGACUUGUGUCUUUAUGAGCGUUCUGCUUGCGGUGUGGUGAGGUCACGGUGCUCACUCCCUGCACGGAGGAAAGGAUUCGCAGCUGGAUGUUGGAGAACUCUCCCUUUGCAUGCAGGGCGUUCUGGGUUCAGUCCCCAACAGCAUCUCCAAGUAGGGCUGGGAAUGUCCCUCCUUGAAACCCUGGAGAUCUGCUGCCAGCCGGGGAAGGUUCUACUGAGCUAGAUGGCCCAGUGGUUUGACUCGGCAGAAAACAGCUUCCUCUGCUCCUGUUUAAACCAUCUCUUUAUUUCGUAUCAUGAGGUCUAGCAGCAUGAUUCUAGGGAAAGGGCCGCAGCACAGUGGCAGAACAUCACCUUUGCAUGCAGAAGGUUCCAAGUUCAAUCCCCAACGGCAUCUCACGGUAGGGCUGGGGCAGAACCCAGUUUCAGAUUCUGGAGACCUCCCUGUUAAUGCUGACAAUACUGAGCUAGAUGGACCCGAGGGCCGACUCAGCAUAGGACAACUGCCUGUUUAAAUCAGUCCUUAAUUCAGAACCCUUAGGGAGCUUCCUGGGUUCUUAUUUCAGUCCUUUAUUCAGAGCCAUGAGGACUAGAAUCUUUGUUUAUUUUCAGUCAGUUCAGACAGUCCUGAGCUUGGUGGACCAGUGGUCAGACUCUCAAUAAGGCAGGCUUCCUAUGUUCCUUCCUCUGGUGAGGAUGGCUCUUGGCUAUUUUUUUUAAAAGUUCCAGCAUCCAGAUCUUAUUACUAGUCUCCCUUGAAGUGUAUGUACCACUUGCCUCUGCCACCUCUUGCCCAAGCGUGGAAUCUGAUGUCGGUCUGACAGUGCCUUCAUAAAUUUUUUUAAAAAAAACAACCAACCAAAACAAGAGCGGGAACUCACCACGCAAAAGUAACUUUCCGAUCCUUAGAAGCUGUGUUUACUCCAUGCCUUAAUUUAAAAAGAGAGCGAGAGAAGCAAAUCAGUAAAAGCUGGAUUUUGAGAUCCUUAGUCAUUGAGCAAAUGUGCCCACUUUGUUUUGCGUAACUCUGCUGAGAUGCUUAAUUCGUUCCUGUUUUGCUAAUCACAGGGAGGGAGGGAGGGGCAAAGGCCAUCCAUUUAGCACCUUUCUAAGUGUGCUUCUAAACCUGAUCUCCCCCUCCCUGGAGGAUGAGAAUUGCCUUAGGCAGGAUGUUUUGUUUUGGAAGCAUCUGAUUCUGCGGGAAGGAGUGGUUGGAAGUAGGCAUGACUUAGGUGAAAUGCUCUGGAACGGCUGUUUUCAGUGUUUACUUCUGCUGGUGCGGCAUAAUGGAUGAGUCCAACUUCUUCUGGGCUCUGGGUUUGUGCUGCUUACUGAGGCAUCUGUGCCUGCGUUGACAUUCUUGUUUGAAUAUUAUUGGAUGCACCUUAGCAGAUUUAUUUUGCAAGUUAAACUUAAAUUUUAUUUCACAGAAUUAUUAUACCAAUUAUUUUUUUUAAUAAAAAUUAAUUACAAUUAGGCUGUUAUAACCCAUCCUGGGGCCUGCUGGUGAACGGCGGGUAAUAAAUUUAAUUAUUGCAAUUAUUAAUAUUGCCCCUAUGAGGUUUAGGCUGUGUGUGUGUCAAUGCCUCUAUCUCUAUACAUGCAUAUUUAUAUUUUAAUUAAAAGCAGAGGGCAAAAUUGUGUCUAUUCGCGCAGAAGAGCUCUCAUUCCUAAUGGCAGGCUGACAUUUUCCCAUCAUUCUCACUAUAGCAUCCUUAACCCCCCCAUGCCUUCUUUUGAUUAACAUUCAGUCUGAUAAGAAUAUUUUCCUUUUUUUAAGCCUCCCUUAAAACUUUCUCUCUUCUUAGUUUGUCUUAACAAAGGCCUCAGUUCCUCCCCCUGCCCCGUUUCCUUUGAAUUAUUCUUAAUUACAAAUUUAUUUUUUUAUGUGGGUGGGUGUCCCUAUAGAGCUCCUCAACGGUGGUUCCUUUCCAGCAGAUUUCUCUGGCUCAGAGCUUUGCAAGGCUGUGAAAAAGCUGAAAUGGGUAAGAGUGGGGGUGAGAGAGAAGCUUUGCAUAGUCCAUUAGUGAAUUACCGGAAUUUGUUCUGACAGAUGUGGUUGGUGGUAAUGACUUACAUUAAUGCCCGCCCAGUUUUGUUUUUAAGUUCAUUUAUCCCGGUUCCUGGGGGAAUCUGCUGCAAUUACAUGGGAGGGUCAGUCUCUCCAGGAACUGGCCUUCCAGGGAGGAGGGAGGAAGGAUCCUGGCUUUGGCAGCGCCAGGGAGCAGGCAGAUAGGCUAGCCUGGGCCCACCUCCCCACCCCCAAGGAGAGUGCAUAGCCUCCCCCUUCUUCUUACACACAGGGAAUCGUGUAGAGUUGCAAGGGACACCCAAAGCGUCAUCUAGUCCAACCCUCUGCAAUGCAGGAGUCACAGCUUAAAUGCAAUAAACUUCCCGUGCGCAGAGGAUGAAGAGGUAGUGCUGAGUCCCUGUAAAACAGAGCUGUCGCUUUGGAAGACCAGUGGAGAUGCUUACAACACUCCCCCCCCAAGCACAGCCCUUUUAAAAUGUGUUUUUGGGGGGUUAUUGGGUUGUUGUUUAUAUUUUUGUUAUGUAUUUUGUGGUUUUAUAUUUUGAUUUUAUUCUGUGAACGCCCUGAGACCUCUGGGUAUAGGGCGGUAUAUAAAUUCAAUGAAUGAAUGAAUGAAACCUGGUGUCCUCCAGAUGGUUUGGACUACAACUCCCAAACAUCCGGAGGGCACCAGCUUGAGUAGGCCGGCUUAGAGUAAGGUUACCAGACGUCCCCAUUUCCCAGGGACAGUCCCCGGAUUUACAAAUCAGUCCCCAUACAAAAUCCAUUAAAGUUGAAAAGUGUCCCCAGAUUCAUUGAAAAAAAUCUGGUAAGCUUAGCUUAGAGUGACCUCUGCACCUACGCUAAUCGCCAUCCCUGUCUUGACUGGAGGACUUGAAGUGGCUUUGCAUUUUGGGAUGGGGCUUGUCCCCCCAAAUCCUAUAGGACCCCUCCCACACUUCCUCUUUACCCCCCUCCUCCCAGUGCAUCUCUGUUCACAUCGAAUGGUUCAUGGAAUGAUAGAGGGCCUUCUGAGUAGUGGCGCCCGCCCCGUGGAACGCCCUCCCAUCAGAUGUCAAAGAUAACAACAACUAUCAGACUUUUAGAAGACAUCUGAAGGCAGCCCUGUUUACGGAAGCUUUUAAUGUUUGAUGUUUUACGGUAUUUUAAUAUUUUCUUGGAAGCUGCCCAGAGUGGCUGGGGAAGCCCAGCCAGCUGGGCGGGGUAUAAAUAAUAAAUUAUUUUAUUAUUAUUAUUAUUAUUAUUAUUAUUAUUAUUAUUAUUAUUAUUAUUGAAUCUUAGAGUUGGAAGGGUGCUCCUUCUGAGCUUUAGCCAGCCUGACUUUCUCCCUGCAACUGUUGGCUACUCAUGUAUACUUCCCCUUUCUUCCAUUUCUUAUACAGUGGUACCUCGGGUUAAGUACUUAAUUCGUUCCGGAGGUCCGUUCUUAACGUGAAACUGUUCUUAACCUGAAGCACCACUUUAGCUAAUGGGGCCUCCUGCUGCCGCCGCGCCGCCGGAGCACGAUUUCUGUUCUCAUCCUGAAGCAAAGUUCUUAACCCAAGGUAAUAUUUCUGGGUUAGCGGAGUCUGCAACCUGAAGCGUAUGUAACCCGACGUACCACUGUACAUGCCUUCCUUAACUCUCAGGUCAUUUAUAAGCUCCUUAUGCAGCCACACCGGUUUCCUUAGAUGCCUCCCACUUCUCUUUCUCAUUGGUAUUAUCUGCAUUUGGACCGUUAAUAUUUCUCCUUGCAGAAACUCCCAUUCUUCUUGGACUCCCUUCUCACUGAAUAUUUCUGACCACGGGAUCACACCCAGGAGCUUCUUCGGCUUUUCUAAACUGGCCUUCUUAAAGUCCAGAGUGCGUGUUUCUCUUGCCUCUGUAUCUUGAAACCCAGGAGAGCACGGUCACUUCCUCCCACGUUUCUGAGCACUUCCUCAGUCAGUUCCUCCCUAUUGGUGAGGACCAGGUCCAAGAUAGAUGAUUCCCCUUGUUGGUUUUUCCAGCUUCUGGGGAAUGAAAUUGUCAGUGAUGCAGUGGAGGAAUUUGUGAGACCUUACACUCUUGGCAGACUUUGAGUCCCAACAGAUACUGGGGAAGUUGAAGUCCCCCAUGAUUGCUAUUUCUCUCCUUUUUUAAUGUUUGGUAAUCUGCUCUCAUAAGGCAUCAUCCAAGUCUUCAGUCUGGCUUGGCAGUCUAUAGCAAACACCCACAGUAAAGUCACUGUUGUUUUUCUCUCCUACAAUUUUUACCCAUAUACAGUGGUACCUCGGGUUAAGUACUUAAUUCGUUCCGGAGGUCCGUUCUUAACGUGAAACUGUUCUUAACCUGAAGCACCACUUUAGCUAAUGGGGCCUCCUGCCGCCGCGCGGUUUCUGUUCUCAUCCUGAAGCAAAGUUCUUAACCUGAGGUAAUAUUUCUGGGUUAGCGGAGUCUGUAACCUGAAGCAUAUGUAACCCGAGGUACCACUGUACUCUCAAUCUCCUUUUCAUGCUCCAGGUCAUGUAUUUCUUCACAAGGGUACACAUCCAUUAUAUACAACACCACUCCUCCUCCCUUCCUGUUUGGUCUAUUUCUUUUGAACAGGUUAUACCCCUCCAUUCCUACAUUCCAGUCAUGAGUCUCAUCCCACCAGGUUUCAGUAAUGCCUACCAGGUCGUAUUUGCCAUCCUGUGCUAAGAGCUCAAAUUCAUCUUGUUUGUUUCCCAUACUCUGUGCAUUUGUGUAGAGACAACUGAAACCAUGAGUCGUUCCCUCUAGCUGCUGCCUUCCUGUAGUUUCUUUCCCUUUAGCAGGUUUCUGGAGCACCACCUCAAUUUCCUGUGCAUCAGUGAAGCUAUUAUGCCAGGUUGCACGGUUCAAUCCCUGCAAGCUGCUUCUUUAUUCUUAAGCACAGUUCUUUUUCCAUCUUAGUUCUCCUUUGCGGCCUUCUGCUUGGGCAGGAGAGCAGCGCUCUCCUCCAUCUGCUUUCCAAACGGAAGUGGCUCAGCCUUGAAAGCAGCCUUUCAUCUCCAGCCGUUAGCAGCUUUGUAACUUCCCUUCUGCAAAUCAUGGGCUCUGCCUUCCUUGUGCUGCAUGGAAACAUCCUCACUCAAAGCCGUACAUUCCAACAACACGUAAAUGAGGGUUGUCGCUGGUCGCCUCUGUGGAUAUUUUGGGAUGGCGAUGGGAUGAUGUAUCACUUAGUUUCAGGAAUUGCAGCGCUAAGCCCUGGAGCUCUGUCGGCCCCAAGGACGUGCCCACACCAGCUGGUGGCACCAGGCAAUAACGGGGGGCAAAGUAUAUUUCUUCACCCCACACAUUCAAUUUCUGAAAGAGAGAUAACGUAUUUCAGAGACCACUGGGUUACGGUUAAUGUACUUGUCACUUUCUUGCUCCACCCAGUGUGUGAGGAUGAGAGUGGGAGCGUCCUCUGUUCAUAGGGUUCCUGACUGGACUAUCUUCCUUCAAGCAUCCGAGCUGGAGCGGUGGUCUGGGGCUUGGGUGCGUCCAGGAAUCUAGGCAGGCAGGCAGGCAGGCUUGGCAGAAUCUCUGCCGGCAUGUGCUCUCCCUGUUGCAGGAACAGCAGGAUAGAAUUGCAAGCUUAAUAAAUGAACCACGGCUGCAAAGGAUUGAAAUGAGGUGCGGCCUUGUCGGAGCUCAUGGUGAGCAGACUGAGAACGGACAAGGUCCGUCACGGUUCGGGGACACAUUGGCAGCCAGGUAAAAACGGACAGGAUGCAGAACAGGGCUGGAGAAGGGCGUGGCUUGGGGAGAGUUUCAAGGGCCAGACAGAGUGAACUGGAGGGCCAUAGUUGAUUGGUGCCAGCUGAAAAGGGAACAUGAGGCUAAGAGGUCUAAAUUAGGGCUGUCAUAUGUCUAGAAUUUCCUGGACAUAUCUGGGAUUUGUCCAUCAGAAACAAAUGUCUUGGAAACAAAAAAUGUCCAGGAAAAAAGUGUUGGUUUUUUUGUUGUUGUUGUUUUUUUGCAGAUUAUUUUGCAACUUUUGUGUUCGGGUUUUCACUUUUUGAAAUAUGGCAACCCUGUCGAACUCAUCGAAGGGCCUAGAAAUCAAGCCUUAGUAGGGAUGGUUGAGGGAGCUGGGUAAGUUCAGCUUGGAGAAAAUAAGACUGAGAGGUGAUAUGAGAGCCAAACAUCAGAAGGGCUGUCACAUGGGAGAUGGAGCAAGCUCGCUUUCUGCUGCUCCAGAGGGAAGGAUCCGAACCAAGGGAUCCAAAUAACAAGAAAGGAGAUUCCAACUAAACAUUAGGAAGAACCGUAUGAUGGUAAAGACAAACUCAGAAGGUAAAGACAAACUCUUCUUCAAAGGAUGUUUUUAAACAGGUUGGACGGCCACCUGCUAGGGAUUCUUCAGCUGUGAUUCCUGCAUGGCCAGGGGUUGGACUAGAUGACUCGGGGGGUCCCUUCAAACCCUAUGAUUCCAUGAGGCAGUUCUUCGGGAAUUCCUUUUCAAAGCCAUGAUUGACUGUAAACAAGGUGCUUUGUGUUGGGUCAUCUUUCUUGGAAGACGCCGGCUGCUGCUGUUCUUGGAUCCGGGCCAUUAGCUUGCAUCAGCAUCUUUAUAGGCCAUCCCUUUCCAAGAGGCGUGUUGUUAUUGUUUAAAAAAUGUUUCUGUCAGCUCUCCAUCUGUCUUGCCAGGUAAAAGAAGAAGAAGGAGGGUGGGGAGGGGUAAGUUGCAUGUUUGGAGCACAUGGCAAAUCCAUUCCUUAUCAGUCCAUUUUUAGAUGUUCUAGAAGGUCUGGCCCUUAGCAAUUUCAAAAAUGCAAAAAGAGCCCUGCUGGAUCAGGCCAAAGGCCCAUCAUCCUGUUCUCACAGUGGCCAGCCAGGUGCCUCUUCUGGGAAACCCACAAGCAGGAUCUGGGCCCAAAAUCAGCUCUUCCCUCCUGUGGUUUCCACUAUUGAGAAACUGCUGCUUCUGACCGUGAAGACAGAGCAUAGCUGCCAUGCUUAGUAGCCACUGACAGCUUGAAUUUGUCUAGUCCUCUCUUAAAGCCGGGACGCAGGUGGCACUGUGGGUUAAACCACAGAGCCUAUUGGGCUUGCCAAUCAUAAGGUCGGCGGUUCAAAUCCCCGCGACGGGGUGAGCUCCCGUUGCUCGGUCCCUGCUCCUGCCAACCUAGCAGUUCAAAAGCACCCUUAAGUGCAAGUAGAUAAAUAGGUACCGCUCCGGCGGGAAGGUAAACGGUGUUUCCGUGCGCUGCUCUGGUUCUCCAGAAGCGGCUUAGUCAUGCUGGCCACAUGACCCGGAAGCUGUACGCCGGCUCCCUCGGCCAAUAAAGCGAGAUGAGCGCCACAACCCCAGAGUCGGCCACGACUGGACCUAAUGGUCAGGGGUCCCUUUACCUUUACUUCUUAAAGCCAUCCAUGGUGGUGGUCCUCGCUGCCCCCCGCAGGAGCGAGCUCCAUAGUCUAGCUUUGCGCUUUUCCUCGGAAAAGAGCGAGCUGCAAACUCUCCUUGGAAGGUUUUGGAAAACGGCCCGGAUUUCCUCGCUCUCCCCCACCCACCGCCCUGUUGCCUUUUGAAAAUAUAAACCCAGCUUUCCUGACGCUGCUGCUAAUUACUCCAUUAGUGCAUAUGGGGCUUGUUUAUUUCUCUUGAUCUUAAAACAAUGCGGGUGCCUACUGAGAAGGCCUCUCUCUGGGGCUGUGUCACCAGCCCCGUGUACUUUGCAAAAGCAUUUCAGCUCCAGAUCAAACGGGGCACGUGAUGCGUCUCCCGUGGCACCUGGAAAUCUAGGUCUGCCAUUAGUUGUCUAAAAUGUUAAGAAUUCUAGAGUUGGAAGGGAACCCCAAGGGUCAUGUAGUCCAGCCACCUGCAGUGCAACCCCCCAAAUGCUUCUGUUUUGAGAAUCUCGAUCAAAAAAUGUGUGGUCAGGUAGAUGAGGCCCAAGCCUGUGAACUUUGCCCAUCCAUACCAUCCAUUUUAAAGCACUCCACUUUAAAAUUCACAGAGAACCCUGGAAGCUGUACAGUGGUACCUCGGGUCACAUACGCUUCAGGUUACAUACGCUUCAGGUUACAGACUCCACUAACCCAGAAAUAGUACCUCGGGUUAAGAACUUUGCUUCAGGAUGAGAACAGAAAUUGUGCUCCGGCGGUGCAGCGGCAGUGGGAGGCCCCAUUAGCUAAAGUGGUGCUUCAGGUUAAGAACAGUUUCAGGUUAAGAACGGACCUCCGGAACGAAUUAAGUACUUAACCCGAGGUACCACUGUAGUUUGUUUUGAGUCCUGGGAAUUGUGGCGCUGUGAGCUUAACGAACCGCCAUCCCCAGGAUUCCUUGGGGGAAGCCGUGACUGUUAAAGUGGCGUAACCAGAGUGCUUUAAACAUACCUACCUUCUUCAUGCAAAGUAGGUGCUCUUCCACUCAGCUACCUCUUCUGCUGCGUCCAGCUAGCUGUGUGUUGUCUACACUGACUGGCAGCAGCUCUCUGGGGUUCCAAACAGAGGAAGGUCGCCUAAUCUUCAUUUUAGUUGGAGAGGCUUUCAGGAGACCUUCUGCAUGCGAAGCAGGGGCUUUAACCCUUGAGUGUCCAGAGGAGUGUUGCUGAAUUCCCAACAGGCGUAGACGCAUCCUUUGUUAUCUAAACUAAAACCAGAGACACACUUCACCACUUUCAGCCAAGCUGAUUUUGUUCCAAAGCAUGUGGAGAAUUUCCCAUCCUCAGAUGUACACCUGGGUUGCAUCCGAGUAGACUAUUGUAUGUGGGUCUUCACGUGGUUGGACCCUAACCUCCUAUGUUUCUGUAUUGGGGAAACACCUUCAGAACAGUAACUCAUACAGAGAGGCAACGUUCUCUUUUCUUUUCUGUAUCGUACCAUCCUUGAUUUAUUUUCUGUAUGAUUAUUAUUUUGCGACCCCUUUUCCAUGCGCUUCCAUGAUAUUACUCAGGGGUGCCAUGCGUGCCAAAGUAGGAAUCUGUUGGCUUUCUCCCCCCUCCCCACUCCUCCGUUCCACUCCUUAAAUUAGAUAAAAUGUGGGCAUCUUGCUUUGGCAUCUGCUCCCUGCAAGGGGUUUAAAUAUAUUUUGAGAAAAUAUGGGGCAGGUGGGAAGGGGGGGGGACUCUGCAAAAAGUUAUGUUGCCUUAGGGAAGCGUUCUGCUAAAAGUGGAAAUCCAUGCGCUGAGAUGGGGAGGGGUGGCGGCAGCGAGGGGGAGCUUUUUGUAAAACUUACCAAAUGAGCAGAUUCUCUCUCUCUCCUUCUCUGCAAACUGGAGGCGGAAUCCUGCUCUGGGGUGGGGGGCUCGCGGGCUCUUUCUCGGAGCUCAGCAGCAGGGUGAAAUCAGCAGGCAAGCAGUUGCAGAGUUUGAGGUCUGGGGAGGAAGAAAACGUUGCACCCGGGUCCUGCUUGUGGGCUUCUCAUUGGGGGAACCUGGUUGGCCACUGUGAGAUCUGGAUGCUGGACUAGAUGAGGCCCCUUUGGCCUGAUCCAGCAGGCCCUUACAUUCAUACCGACUUGAACCCUUCCCGUGGUGGUAGCAAUCAGGCCAUAUCAAAUACAUUGUGCACUGUAACCUGAGUUGCCAUUCAUGCAGCUCACAUAGGGGGAGAUUCCUUGUAGCUUUCCCAGCAAUUUUUAGCACUGGAAGACAAAAUCUGAGAUACCUUUUGAUAGAUUAGGUCAGCCUUGUAUGGUUGAUGGCCCCUACAGACCGUUUGACAAAGCACAGAAGAGCUGCCAUGGGGAUAAAUAGAAGAGACAGUGUUCAUUAGUCAACAGUGGGCAGAACCCAUUUCUUCCUCCGAAAUCCCAAACUUGUAUAUGGAAAGGAUUUUUUGACAGUUGAGCUAUUAAUAAACUUUGUGUUAGAAACAUGUUAUUGCUACCAACAGGUAACUUUUGAUUGUUAUCGGGCAAACAGAAGCACUCAAAUAAGCUUCUCUAGAUUAUGUAUGUUAUGUUGAAGUUAUUGUUUAACAUAAAAAUGUGAUGGAGAGGGGCGAAUUUAAGCUGGUUCCUGGACAAUGUAGACCCACCUGAUAGCAACGCCUUUGUACCUAGCAGCAGUGAGAAAAGUUGCAGGCUGCUUAUUUGACCCCAAACAGUGUUGAUGACUGACAAGGUUUUUUGUUUUGUUUUUUAAUUCAGCUGAUUUGAGGGACAUUGUCGUGUUUAAGUCGUCACCAGCUGCAUUCCUGAAAAUCGUGUAGGUUUAAUUUAGGAACACAGGAAGCUCCCUUGUCUAUCUCAGUAUUGUCCACACUGACAUUUCAACCAGGCAAAAAAAUGCACUCCAGGAGGCUGCAAAGUAGGGCUGUUGAGGAGGCGUGGCCUUGGGGGAGAGUCCCAAGGGCCAGAUAGAGAGGCCUGGGGGGCAGCAUUUGGUUCUCUACUCCAUGGUUUACUGUGACAUUCAAAAAAAGCCAUUCUGUUUUCCUGCUUUUAUCAUAAGCUGCUCUGAUUGUGUGUAUAGAAAUCAAUUCAAGUAUCUGAAGAAGUAUGCAUGCACACGAAAGCUCAUACCAAGAACAAACUUAGUUGCUCUCUAAGGUGCUACUGGACAUUUAUUUUAUUUUAUAUAUAUUUCUACUGUAUAGAAAUUGUGUUGUAUAAAACUCUUAUUUCUUUUAAAUGUCCCCCCCCUUUUUUUUGUUUCAGCUCUGACCGGCUGGUAGAAGAGACAAUAAGGUAAGACCCAGCCUACUACCUCAUACCCAUCUUGUUUCUAAGCUCAUGCAUUUUGCGCUUUCCUGCUUGUACAAUCAGACUUGCAAGGCUCACUCCUCCCUGCUUCAGAGUUUAACCUCUGUAUAAUUUCUGAGGGGUCCUAAUGCUAGCCAUCAACCAGCCAUCUCACUUCUGGUGGGUGCAGAGAUCAAUGGAGAUAGUUCUCUAAUCCAUAUAGCUGCCCACUAAAUUUCUUAUACAACUGGAGUAAUUUUUCCACUGGGAUUUUAGGGUAAUAGUCAUACCUAUGGCUGUGUCAAUGAGACCUCGUGCUAUCAAGCUACUUUCCCAGGUACUUAAUUGCCUAAGAGCUGCCAUUUGACUAUCUCUCCCACUCCCCCCCAAAAGAAGACAUUUGCCCCCACAAUAACCAGGAUAGUGGAACAUUUUGUAGAUCUUUUCUAAGUCACCUGCGUAUCAAAAUAAAAAAGGAAAAAUUAAAUACUGCCACCAGCUACUUGACACUUUUAGUCAUAACUUUUCUUUAAAAAGUCACAUCGACAUAGUUCAACAAAAUAAACAUUGUUAGGGGGUUGGACUAAAUGACCUUUGAGUCCUUGUGACUUUGACAAGUUGACUUCACUGCUUGCCUUGGGUGGGAUGCAAAGCUAGCGUUUGUUUUCCAAAGCUCUUCGUUCUGGACUCUGUUCUUCAGACCUCCUGUUUCAUUUCUGAACGUUCAUUUAUUAUCUUAUAAAUGCACAGUGUCAUGUCACGUGAUGCCUUAGCACUGCUGGGCAGCCGAAAGGCAAUUUGAGGGUGUUUUAAAUAUAGAUUAGCAGCAGCUGCCAGUGAAGGGAAGAGGUGUUUGCAAAGUUGUGAGAGGUAGCUCCACUCUUUACUCAGACUAUCACCUUCUGUUUUGAGUUUUCGUUGCUUUUUCAAUUUGCAGCCUACUUACAUUACACACACACACACACACACACACACACACUUAUUGGAGGCAGUGCAUAGCCAUCGUAGCUCAUAGCCAUUGAUAGCCCUCUCCCUCUGUGAAUUUGUGCAGUCGUCUUUCAUGGCCAUCAUUGCCUCCUGUGGCAGUGAGUUCCACAGUUUAACUCCAUGCUCCAUGAAGAAGGGCACUUUUUUUUAAAAAACGUGUCCUGAAUCUUCCAACAUUCAACUUCAUUGGAUGAGAGAGAGGGAGGGAAACUUCCAUGUCCUUGUUUCAGGUGUGGCUUCUGCAAAACACCCUGUGAGAACAAAGCCCAUGUUUUCGUUCUCUUCUCUCCCUCCCCGCCGCCCCCCCCCCCCGGUUUUCCUCACUGUAAUUGCAAACAUUUGUGUAUCUGAUUAAUUGGUGGUAGCGCGGCUUCUGCUGCUGCUGUUGCUUGAGGGAAUUGUACCCACUAGGAAUUCGCCCGUCUCUUAAUUAGCUCCUUGUCUGUCAUCACCCAGUGGGAGCACGUGAGGCGAUGCAGAGCCUGAGAGGCGUUGAGUUAUGGCUGCUUGGGUGACUGGAGCGCGGUUGGCUCCCUGGCCUUCCUGGUUCAUUUCCGUCAUCUGUUUAAGGCGGGUGGUAAUCUGGGGAGUGGAGAGCAGGAGGAGAUUGGAGAUCUGCCCCAGGGGUCUUCCACCAGUCCUGAGGAGAUGUGCGACAGAGCCCUUAGAGAAGGGCUAUAGCUCAGUGGUAAGAGCUUGGUACGGCGAAGGUCCCAGGAUCAGUCCCCUGGGACACCAGAAAUCCUGCAGAGCUGCUGCCAGUCUGUGUAGACAAUACUGAGCUAGAUGGGCCAGUGAUCUGACGCAGGAUAAGGCAGCUUGCUGUGUUCCUGUUUAAACCAUCCCUUUCUUUAGAAUCAUGAGGACUGGAAUCGUAGCUUAUUUUUAGGGAAAGGAGCAUAGCUUAGCGGUAUACAGACCCUGCUUUGCAGAGGUAGAGCUGGGAAUGUUGUCUGAGGUCCUGGAGAGCUGCUGCCAGUCAACACAGACAAUACUAAGCUUAGAUAGGCUGAAGGUCUGACUUAGUAUAAGGCAGCCUUUAAUUUAGAACCAUGAGGACUUGAACCUUGUUUUGCUUUUAGCUCAAGACCCAUAGUUCAGUGGUCACUGUGCUGUGUGCUGUGGACACAGAACCUCCUGGGUUCAAUCCCUGACAGGUAGAGCUUGUUAAGACUCCCUUCCUGAAACCUUGAGGAGCCGUUCCCUUUCAGGGUGGAUAGCACUGGGCUUAGAAGGACCAAUGAGCUGACUGUAUGAGGAAGCUUCACCUGUUCCUCUGAGAUCUGUUGUCUUGCAGGAAUUUGGGGGAGAUGACCCCUCAAUCCGUCCUAGUGAGAUAAAUUUACUUCUAAAUUUUUGCACGUGUGAAAUUCAGCUCCAGCAUCCUAAACAAAAAUUUCCCCUUCCUUCCUUCCCUCCCUCACUUUUCUCUUGCAUUGCCAACUCCGUGGAAAAGAGCAGUUUUGGAAGUGCUUUCUCUUGCAAAACCAUGUCCUCAUUCUCCCCUCCCUCCCUCCUUCCUCCCUUCCCCUUUGUUAUGUCAGCUUUCCCUGAAAUGAAGUAAAACGAAUGACCGGCUACGCUCCAUGCACCACCUAAAUGAAGCAGAAAUUCCUGUGCGCCAUCAUCAAGAAAGGCUCCUUGCUGCCUCCUCCAGAGUUUUAUGACUGCUGGGGGAUUUUUGAGGGGAGGGGCACUCUUCGUUGUGGCUCCGUUUGUUUAGCUGCAAACCCUGAGAAAAUUGGGGUUGGGGGGGGAUGAUCUCUCUCAGCUCUUCAGAUUACAUUAAACCUCCUUCUGAAAAUUGGAGAAGGAUGUACCAGGGUGUGGCAUUUAGCAGAGUGACCUAGUGAGAGAAUUCUGUUAUCUCUGGGCAACAGCCCGAGUGGUUCAACUCUCUCCCCAGCCCCUAGUCAUAUUCAGCAGUGACUGGUGCCAUUGAGACUGGUGGGAUGGAAGGCAGGGAUGCCAGCAGUGGGCUGGGCCAGAGGUAACAAGGGGCAACACAGAGGAGGAAGAGGAGGGAGCUGGUGGGCAAGGUCAGCCCCAGGGGGCUGGUUUGAGUAAAGAGGCAGUCAGGUGUGGGGCUGGCUGAAGGCAAGAAGAAUCACCUUGGUGGGGCAGUGCCCCAGUUGCCCUCAGUAGCUACGCUACGAUACGAUAAUCUUUAUUGUCAUUGUCCCAUACAGAACAACGAAAUUGAAAAAAAUCUACAUCAGACAUUCAGAAACCAACAAGCCUGCUAUCCCAGCCUGGUUAGCCCCCUAAAAACUCUGAUACCCCAUAAUUAAAUACAAUAUACUCCCAUAGAGACUACCUUACACUGCAUUUAAAACCAAAAUCGCAUUUGGGUAGAAACUGUUUCUCAGGUAGCUAGUCCUAGUCUUUAUAACCCUGUACCUUCUUCCAGAAGGCAGAAGCUGAAAGAGAUCAUUUCCGUGGUGCGCACUAUCCUGCGCUAUCUCUGCAGCUUUCUUAUGGCACCUGGAAGCGUAGAUUUGAUCCAAGGUGGGAAGAGUGCACCUAGUUAUUAUCUCCGCAGUCUUUACAACCCUGGACAGCAUUGUUUUUUCCCUGACUGUGCAGCUCCCAAACCAGUUUCUACUGCACACACAAUCAGAGGUAUUUCAUGGUCAAAUGCAGGUGUGGAAGGUUUAGUGCGUAACACUAGCAUGUCAGGCAGGAGGGACAUUGCCAGCCAGGAGGGACAUUACCAGGAAGUGCCAUUGGGGAUUAUAGAAUCGUAGAAUUGUAGAGUUGGAAGGAACCCCAAGGUCAUCCAGUCCAACCCCCUGCAAUGCAGAAAUCUCAGUUAAAGCAUCCAAGAGAGGUGGCCAUCUGACCUCCGCUUAAACACUUCCAAGGAAGGAGAGUCCGCCACCUCCCAAGGGAGACCGUUCCACUGUCGAACAGCUCUAACUGUCAUAAAGUUCUUCCUGACGAUUAGUCGGAAUCUCCUUUCUCAUAACUUGAAGCCACUGGUUCAAGCCCUACCCUCCAGAGUGGAGAAACCAAGCUUGCCCCAUCCUCCCUGUGAGUCCUUCAGAUAUUGGAAGAUGGCUCCCAUAUCUCCUCUCAGUCUCCACUUUCCCAGGCUAAACAUCCCCAGCUCCCUCAACCGUUCCUCCUUAGGCUUGUUUCCAGGCCCAUGGCCAUCCUGGUCGCCCUCCUCUGCCCACCUUCCAGCCUGUCAACAUCCUUCUUAAUUGUGGUAGGCAGAACUGGAAUCCGUACUCCAGGUGUGGUUUGACCAAGGCAGAACAGAGUGGGACUAUUACUUCCCUUGAUUGGAGCACUUGGCUUCUGUGGACGCAGCCUAACAGGCCAAGCAGGGGCUCUGUGCUGGUACUCACUCACUGGCCCUUGGACUUCGCCCCUUCCCCCUCCCACUGCCUCCCCAUAGCAAAAAACACAGCCCCUUUCUGCUGCUCUGAAACCGUUUUGCAAGGUUGGUGCCGGAGAAGGCGGUUCUGCUGCUCCAAGCAUCUCACCGGAGGUUUUUAAGCAGCUGUCGGAAAAGGUUCCUUUCAAGCUUCUCUUCCUUAAUGGUGUCCCCCCCCCUUUCCCUCUCUCUCCUUUUUAAUGCAACAGAAAAGCAUCUGGCAGCCUUCCCCCCCCCCCGCCAGCUGAAGCGAGGGGAGCGCUUGCGGCGGCCUUUGCAGCGAGCGAGCCUGAGAUGUAUUUAACAUUAGCGCUUGGCUCGGGGCCCUCUCACCCGCACGGCUGGCUGGCAGGGCGUCGUGGCGGGUCGAUUGGGUUGCCUCUGCAAGUCCCCAAACCCAGCCCUGCGCAGAUCGGGGGCCGCUCAGUUGCCCAGGGUAAGGAUCGCGGUUCUGGACAAAAACAAUUAUGCAUUUCUUGGGCAGAAAACGGCAGCUCCCUUGCUCAGGGAAACCCUUUCCAGCUGAGGGCCACAUUCUGUCCAGGGCAACCAUCUGAGGGCCACAUGCCUGUGGUGGGUGGGGCUAGACGUGGAAGUGGGUGGAGCAACAGAUGCAAAUCUUGCAAUUCUUCAGUAGGCUGGUUUCUUCACACCCACCUGCCCCUCUCUUGGAAAAGGGCCAUAGCUUUCCAGGUUCAGUCCCCAGCAUCUGCCAAGUUUAAACUAUCUCCUGCUUGGAACCCUGGAGAGCUGCUGCCAGCCAGUGUAGACAACUCUGAGCUAGAUGGACCCAGUAAUUUCACUCGGUAUAAGGCAGCUUCCUAUGAUUCUAUCUGCAAAAGUCAGAAGCAUCAGUGAAUUUUCUGCUUUAGGGAUGCAAAUAAUUUAGUCUAGUCAUAUGCUCUCUCCUUGAUGAAUGUUUAUGUUUUACCUAUAAAUACAGAAAUGUCACACCACGUCUCCCUGGCAAGAACUGUGCUCAGUUCUGGGGCUUUUUGAAUAUUCCAUUAGGUGGGCUGCCGCAAAUCCAUGUUGGCCAGCAGAACAAACCUUUAUUAUUUGUAUUCUCAGAGUACAAACUGAGAGGCAAAAAAGGUAGUGCUCUGGAUUUCUGGUGAAAGGAAAACCUUAUGAGGUGGGUUCCUUUACUGCUCAGGUCGAAAAGAUACUUAGGGAAGCUGGAUAAAUUUUUCCUCCACAGAGAUAGUAGGUAGGGAGAAUUCCUCCCCCCCCCUCACAAUACUAGAACCCCAGAAAGUCACCCAUUGAAACUGAAUGCUGGGAGAUUCAAGGGAGACGAAGGAAGGACUUGGUCACAUAGUGCAUGGGUAAACUGUGGAACUCACUGCCACAAGAGGUGAUGACUAGCAGGUUGGAUGGUUUUAAAAGGGGGUUUGGGGGGGAAUUCACGGUGGAUCAGGCUAUGAAUGGCUACUGACUAUGAUGGCUACACUCCCUCUCUGCCAGAGGCAGUAUUCCGCUGUAUCUCAGUCUGCGACUCAUAAACAGGGAGCAUGCAGUUGCAUGGUCUGACCCAGCAGCCAAGCUCUUCUGGUGCUCUUACGUAAAGAAGGUGGAUACUUAGGCUGGGAAGUGUUAUCGUCUGAGUGGAGGUUUUCAUUAGCCAAUCGCAUAAAUCACUUGCUGUCAUUCACCAAUUAUGUAAAGCCAAUUAUGGUUGUUUAUUUCACGGCAGUGCAAAGUUUCUCUGACUUUCUAAGUCGGGCCAUAGCUCCGUGGCUGAGCAGCUGCCUUGCAUGCAGAAACACCCAGCUAAGGCUGGGGAGACCAGGCCUGAAACCCUGGGCAGACACUGCCAGUCAGUGCAGACAGUGCUAGGUGGAACACAUAAAGCUCUCCUUUUGCAUUGGAAGGAGCAUAGCUCAGCGGCAUAGAGCAUCUGCUUUGCACACAGAAGGCCCCAGAUUCGAUCGCCAGCAUCUUUGAGCAGGACCGGAAAGAUCCUCUGCCUGAAACCCUGGAGAGCCUCUUUAAGUCAAGUGUAGACAAUACUGAGCUAGAUGGACGAAUGAGUCUGACUUGGGAUGAGGCAGCUUCUUGGACCUGAUACUCUCUUAGCAACAAAUCCACCCAGGAAAUGCGCUUUCCAGGGUUACGGAGCAGCAUGGCAAACCUCUCUUUCUCCCUCUUGCUCCCUGUGUUGCAGAAUUUCCUUCCUGUCUCCCAUUUUCGUUUUCACCCCUUUUCCUUCUGCUUCCUGCGCAUUUGCUGGCAGCUCCUCCAGCUUUGAGGAUCCCCUUUUGAAUCCCUUUCCUUGCCACACCACAGAAGGAGAAGACUUUCUGCUGCUUUGUUUUCCUGCCUCCGUCCCCUGCUCGCCUGAUCUUCAGAAGAGGGCUCCCAUGAGUGCCGGCGGGUUGCCUCUCUUUCCCCUUGGGCCUGGGUAGCUGUGGAAACAAACACCGAUUCGCCGUGCUGCGUAUACAGAGGUUCCCAUUUUUAAAAACACAUACAAAAACCCAGCAACCUCCUAUACACUUGCCUUGGGGUUUGCCCCGACUUAAAGGCCGCAUCUUAACACAGCUAAACACUUCUGAAAUGAAGCAAACAUCAAGAAAUAAAAGAGAGCAGGAUUCAGCAAAGUUAAGCCUCCCCAUCCCUGUAGGGCCCGGGUUCAAACCCCAGCGGCAUCUCCAGGUAGGGCUGGCGGGAAAGACUCCCUGCCUGAAAGCAUGGAGAGCUGCUGCCAGCCAGUGCAGACAACCCUGGGUGGGAUAGGCCAAUGGUCUGGCUCAGUAUAAGGCAGCUUCCUGUGCUUGUAUCUCCCUCUCCGCUCCUGAUUAGCUUUUCUGUUGCCCAGCCUGUCCUCAAGUUGUGCUUCACACGACCUCUCCCCACAGCAACCAGGGCUGGCUCUGACACCCUCAUGCACAACUCCCUGUCACUCAGCAAAGUGCCUUCUCACUGUCAUCAUCCCCAGCUGCCACCGCCUCUCUCCUUCCCUGUUGCGGCCGCCCCCUGCUUGCUUGCUUCCACUUGCUUGCUUGCAUCCUUAAAACAUUCUAGAUUUUGGGUCGCUUAUGGUCUUCUCUUCGCCCUCUGUGCUCAGUCCUCUUGUCAUAAGCAGCACACUUUAGACCGCUUCCAACUUUGAAAAUGAAACGCCUUCAUGGAGCUUUAAACACAUGAGGGUACCUGCUGUGGGGCCUUCUGCUGGUUUUAACAGCCAUCCCCUCUGUUUAGGGAACCCCGGGAUCCGAGAGGGGCCUUGGGAUCUCUAGCAGACGCUUUCCCCAUGCACCCUCAUCAAAUGACAACUCCCAGAAUUCUUUGGAGAGCAGGAAACCAGGAUGGCUGAAACAGGAUAUCAGCCACAUUCAGCUUGUACUUGUCAAUAUGCUUCCACUUGCAUCCAUACAUAUAUGUGUGGCAGCUUUUCGUUAUGUCAGAUUGCAAGUUAUUCGGGGUACCAGUGACAUUACCUUUCUUUCCUUUUUUUCUCUCUCUCUCUGCUCACCCACCUCCUUUCCAGUAUUGCCAUGGCAACGAAAGAAAACAUGACCUCUCAACGAGGGAUGAUGAAGUCCAUACAGAGCAAGAUGAACACUUUGGCCAGUAUCCUUUCAAAGAAAGCCGGUUCUGCUUUCAAAUCCCCACUGAAAUCUGCACGUUGCAAUUCACUGCCGCUGGGCAGGGUGGGUACGAUUUUCCUCUAGCUAAACUUCGCCUUGGACCUGCUCCGGAGUGCAAAUCUUACUUGCACGUAGAAAAACUAUUGAAAUAACUCAGACUUGGGUUUCUGUUCCUGCCAGAUUAUUUAACGCAUGAAUCUGAGCAGGGCCCCAGGCAAGGGUUAAAGGCACAGAAGGGGAACUGGGUGACAAAAUGUGAGUCAAGACAUUGAUCCAACAAGCUACACGCCACCCCUGCAGGGCAGGCAUCAGCCUAAGCAUGGCAUAAAACAGGCACCUUUGCUCUGGGCAAGCAAAUGGUGACUCCUGGGCUGGGCAUGUGAGGUUCGUUCAUCAUGGCUUUGGCAUCCCCAUGUCCUUGAGAUGGAGGCGCCACCUCAGUAUCCAACUUGCUCUCAAGGAGGCUGUUUACUUGCAGAAGGGGCUGACAGCAACAGGGUGGGAGGGCCUUUGGGAUGGCCAGGCUAGAGGUGUCCAAUAUCGCAGGGUGUGUGAGACACCUCUCUGACCCCCCCUGCUUGAACCUUCCCCAGGGUUGAGCUCCUCUUGAUGACUGGCACUGCCCCGAUUUCGCCCCUCUCUCAUCCCGCUCAGACUCCGCCUACCCCUCUGCCAAUUCGUCUAGCUCCAGAUCCCCACUCUCUCCAACCCAUCUCCACGGGGGUCGUGAGAAUUCUCCUUUGACACCCCCCCCCCUUUGGAGGAAGCCUUCUAAAGGACAAGCAAACUUUUCCAACAAACACCAAAGGAAAUCACUUAGGUCAGCCAUUGCAAGCUCCCAUGGUAGAUCACGAAACUAUUAAUCUCAGGGUCAUGGGUUCGAGUCCUGCGUUGGGCAAAAGAUUCCUGCAUUGCAGGAGGUUGGGCUGGAUGAGCCUUGUGGUCCCUCCCAACUCUGAUUCUACGAUCAGCCUCUGUCAACACAACAGUGUUUUAGACUACAACCCCUAUCAGCCCUAGCUGGAACAGCCGUAUUGCGGACUCCAGUCCCCAUCAUCCCCUGAUGAAGCGACCAUGUUUGGGACCCCAUCAGCCCCAGCUGGCCCUUCCAGGCUAAUGGGAGUUAUAGGCCAAGUCCUUGGGGGGGGGGGGGAAGGUUGGCAGAGUCUUCUUCAGGGGUUUCUUCCAUCUGCCUCUCCCUCCCUUUCCUGCAGCCAACCGGAAGAUUGCUGCAACUUCAGUGCAUCCCCCAGGCUGCUCUCGUUCCUGUCCUGGUCUGUGUGUCUCCCCACCCACCCCGACUCGUUCUCCUCGUUCCUCUUCGCUCCCCAAGCCUAAGAACAAAGCUUUUGCUGGGGCGCCUUCAGUGCCUCCCUUGCAUGAGCCCAGAGAAAAGGCAUUAAGCCUCAUUUGAUUAGACAGAUCACAUUCCCAAAGAUGCGCAGCUUGAUGAACCAUAAAUUUCAUUCAGGCUUCUCUUUUUCUUUCCCCCGUUCCUUCGUUCCCCCCUCCCUCCCCUCCAGCAUCGGGUGCAAACAAAGCGACGUUGGCUAUUAGCAUCGCCCUUAAAAGAUUAUUGGGGAAGGAGGUAUAAGACCUCCAGAAGGUGCAGCCUUUUUCAGUGCUGCUGAUUAGCAGGGAAAGCUUUUUAUUUGCUCCUGCGAAGCCAUCGCUGUCGACUCCAAGGGACCCCCUCAUAGGCGAGGCCCAGAGCAAAGGAGAUUCCCCAAGCCCUGCUUCCUUGCUGCGUGACAUGCAAGGGAAUCUUGGAAGGCAGGGAUGGAGAGAGACAGGUGGCCCUCUGGAUAUCAUUGGCCUCCAGCUCCCAGCAGCCCCAUUGUGGCAGGUGGCAGGGCAUGAUGGGAGUUGUAGUACCGCAAUAUCCGGAAGGCCAUAGCCGCUCCCCGUCUUCCUUUAAGGAGGAGGAGUUGGAAGAAUCCUUCUUUGUGCAUCAAGCACAGGGACACCUGUGGUCCCACAGAUGUUUGACUCCCAACUCCCCGUAGCCCCUGCAUGGCUGGUGGCAGAGCAUGAUGGGUGUUGUAGUCUAAUGGCAUCUUUCCUGACCCCUUCAUAAGGGCACUGUUUCUCUUCCCUCUGGGGGGAAGCCAUGUCUAUUAGGGGUGUUUAUAAUGCUUUUCCCUUGCACUGGAAGUAAACCACUGGGGCACAUUUUCUUUUUUUUUCUUUUUUGCACCCUGAUUCCCUGGCCUGCGUAUGUUCAGUAUAUGCUAUGUUACUUUCUCUCCCUCCCUCCUUCUCCCCCCGCCCCCCCCUCGGUUAGUUGUUAUGGUCUCUAAACAAUUAUCUAAAGCAGCUAAGCUCCCUCUGUAUCACAAACUAAGCCAGUCAUUUAGGAAGAUUAAAUACUAGGAUUCUGCAUAAUUGUGAGCAUUAAGCUUCCUCACCCCCCCUUCUCAUUAUUGCCCCCCCUUUUCUUUUAUUCUGACGACAAAAAGACAAUUGCAGUCCCACUAAUAAGCUGUUAAGCGGUUAAAGCCACAUGUCUCUCCUUAAUCUCAGCAGUUGGGGACUUUUCCUUCCCUUCUUUGAUGACUAAUGAUCUUGGGGACAGGGUUCUGACAUGUUCCUUUCCCCUUCUCUCCCGCCCCCAAAUGCUCUGCUCGUAUUAAAAUUUCAAAUUUUCAUGGAUUGGGUUGGGGAACCUCAGACCCUUGGGGGCUGAAUGCGGCCCCCUCCAAGCUCUCUGCCGGCCCCCCACGAUUCUCCCCAAGCCAUGCCAUUCACCAGCCCUGCUUUACACUCUCUUUGAGGUGAAGGAAGAAAGGGUGGGAGAUGCUGGCCACCCCAUUGAUCUGCCCCUCCCCACCCCAUGUAUCUAGUUCCUCAAAAAGGGCCCUUCUGUGAUUGAGUAUCUGCACCGGUUGGAUUUCUGCUCAUCGUAGAGCUUUUGAAAGCAUGGCUGCCUGUCCAGGGGAGGGGAGGAAGUGGGUAGCUUCAGGGCAAGAUGGGGAACCUCUGGCCUUCAGACCUCUCAUCCCUUCCCUUGCCACACCUCCUCUCCUCAGGCCACACCCCUCUCUGGCCCUCCUUCACGCCCUCCCUUCAGAGUUUCUGCCUGGCUGGAAACGUGUCCCUGAACUGGCCAUGCCUCUUUGCUUGCCUGCAUGGAGGACGGAGAGAGGGGUGGAUGCGCCUGAAUAUCAAAGCCAUGAAUGUUUAUGCGGCUGGAGGUUUUUAAGCGGAGGUCGGGUCGCCAUCUAGCAGGGCAUCUUCAGCUGCAACUCCCGCAUUGCAGGGGGUUGGUCUAGAUGGCCUUUGGGGGGUCCCUUCCAAUUCUAUGUUUCCCCCAGGAAGGAAAGCCCAGUAGCCUUGCAAGGGGCCACGGGGAGGGAGUGGGAAGGACCACUCAGGGCACGCUCCCUGGACAAAAUGCAUUCCUUGGCACAAUGAUCACCUUAACUCUGCUCCCCCCAAAAAAAGACCGGUUUCCAGCUGUCAACAGCCUGAUCCAGCGGAUCAACUUCCGCAAGCGGCGGGACUCCCUCAUCCUGGGCGGCGUAAUCGGGAUCUGCACCAUCCUCUUGUUACUCUACGCUUUCCAUUGACGGGACGCUUUGCACAGAGACUUCUGAGCUUGGAGGGGGGUGUCCAUUGCCUAGUCUGGGAGGGACAGGCAGGCAAAGACUGUUGGAGUGCCCCCCCUUCUGGUGAAAUCGAAGCCGAGGGUCACGCAGAGAGGAGGGCGGCAUGGGGGGGUCACGCUCCCUCUCUCUGAGGCCGGCCAUAACCCCCAGAGGUGUCUCCCCCUUCAUCUCUUUUCAGUUACGGUUGUACUCAAAACAUGUGCAUUAACGCUUCGCUUCUUUUGAAAAACACACACAUAUGCAUAGGCUCAAGGUGAGUAAACCUGCGUGACAACGCUGCCACCUUUAGUGUCAGCUAGGACCAUUUUUUGGGUGGGGCUAGGACCCAAAAAAGAUCCAUCCCCAAUUUUCUCAAACCCACCUGCCCCUAAAAUGUCGAGUCAAGCCUUUCUCAAAUGUUUUAAGAUCUUGAGGUGGCUUCAAGCCAGCAUGUGCUGGUUUUAUUAUGAAUACAGCUUGAAGACAUUUGGUUUCUUUUAAAAAAUAUAUAUAUAAUAAUUCUAGCCUGGUCCAGCCGUUCGAUUGUUCCUGCGUUACUUUGAGCCGCCGCCUGCCUCUUGGAGAUCCCUGUGAGAGAUCCAGUUGCUUGGCUCCCUUUUCACAGCACACCAAUCUGUGCAUGUUCAGGAGGGAUUCUUGGUGGAUUUAAGGAAGAGGGGAGAUCCUCUGGGGGUGGGGCGAGGGAUAUAAAAUCCCCAUUUUGGAGAAAGGGACUUUUUUGAGAGUGACCAAAGCCUAUCAUCUUGACUCAUAUCUCUGGCCAGGGCUUCACAUAGGACCCGUUUUUUAAAAAAAUAAUCUAUUUUAAUUUAGAUGGAAAGCUAUUCUAAACAUUGUUUUCUACUGUAAUGUAUGUGGCGUUUUUUGGGGGGGCGGGGAGAAGGCGCAGUCAGAGCAUGAGGGGAACACAUAAGGGCCAUCAUGUUUGACGUGGAGAAGGGCUUGUGUGUUGUUGGAAUCUCUCUUCGUAAAACUGUUGAGAUAUAGAUGGCCAUGCUCGUUUUUAAAGGACUUCUCUUAAGAAAGAGAGAGACACACGUCCUUUCAGAUCUUGCAACGUUGUGGGGAGGGUGGGAUGGCUGCAGAUGCAUUUAUUUUUAUGUCUUUUCUGUCCUCACCGGCAUGAAUCAGUCUUCUCUUCAGAUGUCACCUUCGCACACCAGAAAAGAAAUCAAAUUGUGAGCUCUCUUCUCCCGGGCUUCCUAACCUGUCCUAAAGCAGCCUGCUCCUGUUCUAACAACAGACACUGGAUUUCCAGGGGUUUUUAAAAAAAGAAAAAUAGGUUAAAAAAAUUACCAAAUUGUUGUGGCAGCCUCUCCAGACUCAGACAAGAGAUUGCCGUUUUCCAUAGAAGCAAAUGCGGAUUCCGUGUUCCGCCCAUUCUUUUAGCGAAAGUGGGAAGUCGGACUAGAGCAGCCUGUGACAGCCUGGUGCCCUUCCUUCCAGGUGUUCUGGACUAUGACACGCCAUCGAAACAUCUGGAGGCACCAGGUUGGCAAAGGCUGAUCAAGAGACUUUGCAUCAGUCACUGCUUUAACUUAGAGGCUUCCAAGUAACCCAGCAAAGACCAUAUCCCGUGCACCUUGUGCAAAGAGCAACAACAUCCAAACCUGAACCAUUGGAAUUAAUACAUGAUCUGUUCAGAUAGACUCAGAAAAUUGCCGUUUUACAGAUGCUCCAAAUUCCUUGAGCUGAUUUAACUGUUGAUCCUGUUUGGGUUUUGAAGGCGUUUUACCGUUAGUGCUGAUUUUCUUAAACAAAAAAAUUACAGGGUUUAUAUCCUUUGCUUACAAGGAAUGGACAGAUGGCUGAUAGUAGGGGAAUAUCUUUGGUUCCAUACAAACUGUUGACUUGGAAAAUGGUGACGGGGAAGAUUAAAGGGCAAUUAAGUGGAUUUGCUAUCAAAUUUCUGCAACCAGAGUUGGAAAGGAUGACCCCUGGAUUCUCUUUUAUUUUCUUCUGUACGUCUUGGCCACAUGUCGACGGUGGUUGUACUCUGCUGAGAUGGGAAGGACUGGGUUGCUUUCUGUAGCUGGCAAAGUAAUAAGUUAAGCACUAUCCUAAAUAAAAUCCAUUUAUUUAAUCUUAGAA